Molecule: messenger RNA, 88825 nt
Organism: Podarcis lilfordi (Lilford's wall lizard)
Lineage: Eukaryota; Metazoa; Chordata; Lepidosauria; Squamata; Lacertidae
Source: the annotation of a GenBank genome assembly
CAGCAUUUAUGGAAGGGGUGGAGAAGUUGCAGCCCUCUGGCGUUCUUGGGCUGCAGCUCAUAUUAUGCCUGACCAUUACCAUACAUUUCAACAAGCGUGUAUGGUAUUCUUUAUCAUAGCACAGGAUUCUUAAAAGAGUAGUUCUUCAACAUUUACCGUAUUUCUCCGAGUAUAAGACUAGGUUAUUUUAUCAAAAUGUUUUGCUAAAAACUUGGGGUCGUCUUAUACACAGAUAGUGGAGAGGUGGGGCUUAUGAUUGGUGGCUGCUGUGAGCAGGAUAUUGUCCAUGACGUUUUGGCGGGUGAUUGGUGGGUGCUGCAAGGUCCACUGCCUAUUGGGUGCUGUGGCAAUUGGGCGAGUGAUUGGUGGUUGCUUUCAGCGAGCUUGCAGGCGAUUGGUGGCUUCGCUGAUGUGCGUGCGAUUGGCUGCUGCGUUCCUGCAGGUGAGUGAUUUUUGGCCACAAAAACGCUUAACAAUUGGGCAGUCUCCCCCCAUUUUCUGUAUUUGGAGUCCCCAAAAAGAGGGGGCAUUGUAUACAUGGGGGUGUCUUAUACACGGAAAAGUACAGCAAUAGCAUGUAUUCAGAAGUAAGGCUCGCUUAUUCCCAUUGGGAAUUUUAAUUCUGCGUCAAUCUGCUUAGAAUUUGCAAACUAGAACCUGUUUCAGUGGGAGAUUUUUGGAUUCAGCUCCAAUGGGGUCAUUCUUGAGUUUUAUUGCAAGUUUUACUUAUGGUGUAUUGACAGUCCAUCAUCAUAACAGUUUCUGUUUAUUUAAGUUAAGGGAUGGAGGCAAUACACUUCAUAAAAACAUGCCAGUGACUGCAGGCAAUUUAAAAUGGUCUCAGGAGUUACGAGAGAGACUGCUGAAGCACAGAACACAUUUUAGGCGCAUCAAUCAUCUGUAAGUAUUGCUAUAAAAAUUGUACAAUAGGGCUUAAACCACUUCCCAAAGCACCUUCCACUGUGUACUUAGAAAUGACAUUGAGGAGGAGGAAAUCCUUUUUCUCUCUCUAGGAUUCUGCAGACAGAGGAAACCAAUUUUGUCUUCCAAAAAUGUGAGGAAAUGUUGGAAUUAUUGGAUAAACACGAUGAGGAAAUUCAUACCACAUGGGCACAAGAUUUAAGCCACCUUUGUGAAGCACAUCUUGGUCAACCAAUUCUCAGAUACAACGACUGUGGAUUGUUUGAAGUAAACUUUAAUGAAAAGGUAAAGUAGACAACUUGUUCUUUACUGUUGUUUAGUCAUUUAGUCGUGUCCAGCUCUUCGUGAACCCAUGGACCAGAGCACGCCAGGCACUCCUGUCUUCCACUGCCUCCCGCAGUUUGGUCAAACUCAUGUUAGUAGCUUUGAGAACACUGUCCAACCAUCUCGUCCUCUGUCGUCCCCUUCUCCUUGUGCCCUCCAUCUUUCCCAACAUCAGGGUCUUUUCCAGGGAGUCUUCUCUUCUCAUGAGGUGGCCAAAGUAUUGGAGCCUCAGCUUCACGAUCUGUCCUUCCAGUGAGCACUCAGGGCUGAUUUCCUUCAGAAUGGAGAGGUUUGAUCUUCUUGCAGUCCACGGGACUCUCAAGAGUCUCCUCCAGCACCAUAAUUCAGAAGCAUCAAUUCUUUGGCAAUCAGCCUUCUUUAUGGUCCAGCUCUCACUUCCAUACAUCACUACUGGGAAAACCAUAGCUUUAACUAUACGGACCUUUGUCGAUUAAACCAGUGGUGGGGAACCUUUCUGAGGUGGAGGGUCGCAAUUCCAUUUUGAGGAGCUGCAUGCAUGUUGUGGGCAGGGCCAGAGGCAAAAGUGGGUGGAGCAACAGAUUUUACCUUUGUACAGCAGGAUGCAUCCAAACCACGCAAAAGCCAGAUGUUUCUACCCAUGUACCCCUCUCCAUCCUAUACCCCAGAAAGCAAAAUACAUCGUCGCAGUUCAAUAACACAUCCCGACCAUCAAAAGCACUUAAAGAAGCGCAAAUCCAGGGCUAAUGAGGGGCAUUACAAAGGCCAGAUGGAGAGGCGUGGAAGACUGCAUUUGGCAUCAACUCACACCAGGGUGUUGGGACACGGGUGGCGCUGUGGGUUAAACCACAGAGCCUAGGACUUGCCAUUCAGAAGGUUGGCGGUUCGAAUCCCCGCAACGGGGUGAGCUCCCGUUGCUCGGUCCUUGCUCCUGCCAACCUAGCAGUUCGAAAGCACGUCAAAGUACAAGUAGAUAAAUAGGUACUGCUCCAGCGGGAAGGUAAACGGCGAUUCCGUGCGCUGCUCUGGUUCGCCAGCAGCGGCUUAUUCAUGCUGGCCACAUGACCCAGAAGCUGUAUGCCGGCUCCCUCGGCCAAUACAGCGAGAUGUAACCCCAGAGUCAGUCACGACUGGACCUAAUGGUCAGGGGUGCCUUUACCUUUACCACACUAGGGUGAAUCAUUUUUCAGUCAUUAUGAACUUUCAUUAUGGGCUUCAGGGGACAGGCAGGAAGACUGGGGACAUCAGGGAAUGAUGAUCAGGGGUUUUUUUCAGCCAGAACUCAGUUCCGGCAUCUCUCAGGUGGGCACCAAUUCACAGUGAAUUCAUAGAAUCAUAGAAUCAUAGAAUCAUAGAAUCAUAGAGUUGGAAGAGACCACAAGGGCCAUCGAGUCCAACCCCCUGCCAAGCAGGAAACACCAUCAGAGCACUCCUGACAUAUGGUUGUCAAGCCUCUGCUUAAAGACCUCCAAAGAAGGAGACUCCACCACACUCCUUGGCAGCAAAUUCCACUGUCGAACAGCUCUUACUGUCAGGAAGUUCUUCCUAAUGUUUAGGUGGAAUCUUCUUUCUUGUAGUUUGGAUCCAUUGCUCCGUGUCCGCUUCUCUGGAGCAGCAGAAAACAACCUUUCUCCCUCCUCUAUGUGACAUCCUUUUAUAUAUUUGAACAUGGCUAUCAUAUCACCCCUUAACCUCCUCUUCUCCAGGCUAAACAUGCCCAGCUCCCUUAGCCGUUCCUCAUAAGGCAUCGUUUCCAGGCCUUUGACCAUUUUGGUUGCCCUUCUCUGGACACGUUCCAGUUUGUCAGUGUCCUUCUUGAACCGUGGUGCCCAGAACUGGACACAGUACUCCAGGUGAGGUCUGACCAGAGCAGAAUACAGUGGCACUAUUACUUCCCUUGAUCUAGAUGCUAUACUCCUAUUGAUGCAGCCCAGAAUUGCAUUGGCUUUUUAGCUGCCGCGUCACACUGUUGGCUCAUGUCAAGUUUGUGGUCAACCAAGACUCCUAGAUCCUUUUCACAUGUACUGCUCUCAAGCCAGGUGUCACCCAUCUUGUAUUUGUGCCUCUCAUUUUUUUGCCCAAGUGCAAUACUUUACAUUUCUCCCUGUUAAAAUUCAUCUUGUUUGUUUUGGCCCAGUUCUCUAAUCUGUCAAGGUCGUUUUGAAGUGUGAUCCUGUCCUCUGGGGUGUUAGCCACCCCUCCCAAUUUGGUGUCAUCUGCAAAUUUGAUCAGGAUGCCCUUGAGUCCAUCAUCCAAGUCGUUGAUAAAGAUGUUGAAUAAGACCGGGCCCAAGACAGAACCCUGUGGCACCCCACUAGUCACUCUUCUCCAGGAUGAAGAGGAACCAUUGAUGAGCACCCUUUGGGUUCGGUCAGUCAGCCAGUUACAAAUCCACUGAGUGGUAGCAUAGUCAAGACCACAUUUUACCAGCUUCUUUACAAGAAUAUCAUGAGGCACCUUGUCAAAUGCCUUGCUGAAAUCAAGGUAGGCUACAUCCACUGCGUUCCCUUCAUCUACCAGGCUUGUAAUUCUGUCAAAAAAACGAGAUCAGGUUAGUCUGACAUGACUUAUUUUUCAGAAAUCCAUGCUGACUAUUGGUGAUCACCGCAUUCCUUUCUAGGUGCUCACAGACUGUUUGCUUAAUGAUCUGCUCCAGAAUCUUCCCUGGUAUUGAUGUCAGACUGACUGGGCGGUAAUUAUUUGGGUCCUCUCUUUUCCCCUUUUUGAAAAUGGGGACAACAUUUGCCCUCCUCCAGUCUGCCGGGACUUCGCCUGUUCUCCAGGAAUUCUCAAAGAUGACUGCCAGUGGUUCUGAGAUCACAUCUGCCAGUUCUUUUAAUACUCUUGGAUGCAGUUCAUCUGGCCCUGGAGACUUGAAUACAUCUAAACUAGCCAAGUAUUCUUGUACUAUCUCCUUAGUUAUUCUGGGCUGUGUUUCCUUUGCUGAAUCAUUUGCUCCAAAUUCUUCAGGUCGGGCAUUGUUUUCUUUAUCGGAGAAGACUGAGGCAAAGAAGGCAUUGAGGAGUUCAGCUCUUUCUGUGUCCCCUGUUUGCAUUUCACCAUCUUCUCCUCUGAGUGACCCCACUGUUUCUUUGUUCUUCCUUUUGCUACGGACAUACCCAUAAAAGCCUUUUUUGUUGCUUUUAACCUCUCUAGCAAGCCUGAGUUCAUUCUGUGCUUUACCUUUUCUGACUCUGUGUCUACACGUGCUGGCUAUUUGUUUGAAUUCCUCUUUGGUGGUUUCCCCCCUUUUCCAUUUUUUGUACACAUCCUUUUUUAAUCUUAACUCAGUUAAAAGUUCUUUAGAUAGCCACCCUGGCUUCUUUAGGCACCUUCCAUGUUUCUGUCUCAUUGGUAUUGCCUGACGUUGUGCUUUUAGUAUCUCCCUCUUAACAAACUCCCAGCCAUCAUGAACUCCCUUUCCUUUUAGUAUUACUGUCCAUGGGAUCUCACCCAGCACUUCCCUAAGUUUUAUGAAGUCAGCUUUCUUAAAGUCAAGAAAUUGAGUCCUAGUAUGCUUGGCUGCUCCUUUCCGCUGUAUAGUAAACUUCAGAAGAGCAUGAUCACUCGCGCCUAAUGAUCCUUCCACUUCUACCCCACUAACCAGGUCAUCAACAUUGGUUAGGACCAGAUCUAAAAUGGCUGUUCCUCUUGUUGCUUCUCCCACUUUCUGGACAAUGAAGUUGUCUGCAAGGCCAGUGAGGAAUCUGUUUGACCUUAUGCUCUUGGCUGAGUUUGACAUCCAACAAAUAUCCGGGUAAUUGAAGUCCCCCAUUACUACUAUCUCCCUUCCUUUUGCAUGCUUGGCCAUCUGUUUCAGGAAGGCAUCAUCUAUGUCCUCCGUUUGGCUUGGGGAUCUAUAGUAAACUCCCACAAUGAGGUCACUGUUAUUCUUCUCUCCCUUAAUUUUGACCCAAAUGCUCUCACUUUGGCUUUGAGGUUCUAAAUCUUGGAUCUCUUCACAGGUAUACACAUCCCUGACAUAUAACGCCACUCCUCCUCCUUUCUUGUCUGGUCUGUUUCUCUGAAAUAGAUUGUAUCCCCCUAUUACAUUCCAAUCGUGGGACUUAUCCCACCAGGUUUCAGUGAUGCCUAUUAUGUCAUAUUUAGUUUGCUGUACCAAGAGCUCAAGCUCAUCUUGUUUAUUUCCCAUGCUUUGAGCAUUAGUGUACAGACAUUGAAGUCAAUUAAUCAUUCCCCGUGUCUCUUAUUUAAGGAUUUUUCCUCCCACCACUAGGUCUGUGUGCUGUUUGCUCCAUUUGGUCUAUGACAUUUGGAUGAUCAUCUUCAUCAAUUGAUAGACUCCUACCUUCAGGAGCACUGUCUCCCUCCCCACAUUAGUCAGUUUAAAGCCCUCCUGAUGAGGUUUCUGAGAUUUUUGGCAAAAACAUUUCUCCCAACCGUUGUGAGGUGCAGCCCAUCGCUUACCAGAAGUCCAUCUUCAAGAAACUGCAGUCCGUGAUCUAAGAAUCCAAACCGUUCCUGUUUACACCAUUUGCGAAGCCAGCUGUUCACUUCCACUAUUUUCCCCUCUCUCCCUGGGCCACGUCGUUCAACUGGGAGGACAGAUGAGAUCACAAUUUGUGCAUUUAAUUGCUUCAAUUUCCUGCCCAGAGCCUCGUAGUCUCUUUUGAUCUUCUGGAGGCUAUUGCUUGCAGUGUCAUUGGUUCCCACAUGAACCAAGAGGAAGGGGUAUUUGUCAGUGGGUUUUAUGAUUCCUUGCAGUCGUUCAGUUACAUCUUGGAUCUUAGCCCCGGGAGACAGCACACUUCCCGAGACAUCUUGUCAGGCCCACAGAUCACUGCUUCUGUUCCCUCAGUAGGGAAUCCCCUAUCACCACUACACGCCUCCUCUUAGGUUUGGUCGGGGUUCUUCCGUGAGCUGUCCGCUCCAAGGUCGCCUGCACAUUCCCUGAGGACUGACUUUGCUGCUCGUCUUCAUAUACCUGAUCGACUGUAAUGACGGAGAGAUCCUCAAAUGGAGUCUGCUCUUCGUCUUCCAUGCUAGGGGAGAGGACCUCAAAGCGAUUGUGUAUUUCUAAACAAUCAGAGCGAACCCUGGGCCUCCUACUUCUUUGAGUCACGUUUCUCCAUAUAUCUGGCUCCUGUGUUGGUGAACUAGCAUCCUUCUCAGGGAGUCCCCUGUCUCCUCCUUGGUGGAGACGGUGUGCUCUGUUGCUUCCAAGAAGAGCUCCAGCUCUCUAAUUCUUUGGAGCGUAGCUACACGUUCCUCCAGUUGCUGGACUUUGUCUUUUAAGAGGGCAAUCAACAUGCAAUUGCUGCAGGUAAAGCUGCCUGCAACCUUUGGCAAGAUGGCAAACAUUGUGCAGGAACCGCAGGCAACUGCAGCUGUUCCCUCCCCCUCCAUCUUGAGAACGUGUCGUUGGGGGUGGCUACAGCGGUCCUCCAUCAUAAAAAGUGUGAAGACAGGAAAAAUAACUCCCCCCACAAAAAAACCUAGGUCUCCCCCAACAAACGUUUGAGACUAGCUCCCCUAAAUCUAAAAGAUGGAUCAAACUGAUAAGCUCCUCCCACAGCUAAUCACCUGCCUCAACAGAAACCCUGCCCCCUCUGACCUUUGCACAGGGAGAGCAGCCAAUCAGCCACAAAGAAACACACACACACACACAAGAAAACCCUUUUUGCUCCUUCUUCAACUGCUGCCCUGCAAAUUCUGGCACCUCUUUUUCUAGAAAAAUAGCAUUGAUGAUUAUAACAACCUUCAGUCUGGUGAGGAGCCUCAGAAUUAUUUGCACUCAUGAUUCGGAGCCCUUUCCUGGGCCCAUAGGAAAUAUUGGUGCAUGUUUGUUGGCCAUUACUCCCCUACUUCCUGCUGCUUAUAUUCUCCAGCAAGGGUUACGAGGUUCCUGCAACCAUCAGCAAUGCCUGGAGUCUUGCCUUUACACAAGUUAGACUUAAAAAAACCCACCAAAAACCAAAAAGAAAAGAACAACAAUCCAACAUCGCUAGUAAUACAGUUAUGCUUAUACAGUGGUACCUCGGGUUAAGAACUUAAUUCGUUCUCGAGGUCUGUUCUUAACCUGAAACUGUUCUUAACCUGAAGCACCACUUUAGCUAAUGGGGCCUCCUGCUGCUGCUGCGCCGCCGCUGCACGAUUUCUGAUCUCAUCCUGAAGCAAAGUUCUUAACCCGAGGUAAUAUUUCUGGGUUAGUGGAGUAUGUAACCUGAAGUGUAUGUAACCUGAAGUGUCUGUAACCUGAGGUACCACUGUAGAGCACCUGGAGGAUCUGUCUGGCAUCUGAACUAAAAUGUCCAAUGGUACACCUGGAAGGAAGUUGCACGAGUGUCCUUGAAGCGAGGUAGUUUUGAAGAAGCUUCUUGCAACAUGACAAAACCAUUUACAUCUUCUCCUGCAGCUCUCUGCCGUCCUCAGGGAAGUGAAAUACCUUGAGGUUUUAAAACACCCUGAUAUACCUGAGGUUGCCAUGCAAUUGUAUUCCAAGAGAGAAACCCUUUACAAGGUAAAUAGAAGCGAUUCCGUAUGAAAGAUGUGUGCGAAUAUAAAGAAAUGGAAGAAAAUUGACAUAACUGCAGUAAUCUGUUUGAGUCUUCAACUAUCUAAACCAAAAGCAAAGAGUGCACAACUAUUUUUUCCUAAUUAUUUUGUCAGCUGGAUGGUUGUUAUAUUGUAGUUUGUAGUUAAUCUUGUAUUUCAGUCUUACUGCACGCAUAUGUGUUCCUUUGAAUACAAAGGGCCCUCUUCUCUUCUCUGUUGAAUUAGUUGGCGGUCCUAUUGACAGCAAAAUAGCAUGUUCAAAUUACAAAGGGGGCGGGAGGACCGAACACUUCAACUACAUUUAGGGUCUCCACACUUUCCUUUUCUCUAAAGGUACUGGAGAAAAGAAUGUGGGGGUGGGGGGAGGCCCCUUUAUUCCCCCCUCAUUCCUCCUAUAAAAGCACUGGUAGGAAAAUGGGCAUCUCAGACCAAGAAUUCACAGAAGUCGGGAGAGCUUGCAGAUGUCUUAAUGGACUGUGGGAUUCUUUGUGAAGCCAAUGCCCAUCACAAACUCAAAUUUUAUCCAGUAGGGUUGUGUUCUGAAUAGCAGCUUCCUCCAGUGCUGAGAAUGCAAUCUGGCGCUGAACUGGAAGUAAAGACACCAAUGAGAACUUGCUCCUUGUGCUUGUGUGGACAAAAAGGACCAAAACCAUGUACAGGAUUGGCUCAGUGAUGCAUGUAGAACAGUGUUUUCCAAACUUGGGUCUCCAGCUGUUUUUGGACUACAGCUCCCAUCCCUAGCUAGCAAGACCAAUUGUCAGGGAUGAUGGGAAUUGUAGUCCAAAAACAGCUGGAGACCCAAGUUUGGGAAACACUGAUGUAGAACAUGAGAGAGGUAAAGGUCCACAUCCCAGCAGGAGGAGGAAACGGAGGUGCAACCAAUCCUCGGAACACCUAUCACUGCUGUGGCAUCUUCUCCUCUUCUGCACAGUCGCAACCUGCUUACUUGUCCUCUCUAAGCAAGUGAGCACUGGCCUGAAGGAGGCCAAGCAGUAUCUUCCACUUGCUUUGAGCCCAUUCCCAGGGCACCUGUGUGGAUUGGGCCUAAGGAGACAGGGCAAUAGAAUGGGCAACAGUGACAGCAGCAAGGAUGAAGAGGAGAGCCCACUCAAGGAGGGAGAACUUGCUGAGGGGCCUACCAGAACAUGGAGUAGGGACUGACAGCUUUAGGUGGGGGAUUGGUGUGAAAAUUCUUGGCAUCCCCUGUAGAGCUCAGAUGACUGGGCUCAGUACAUCCCAAUGUGGUUACACUAAAUUGGUACAUUUCUCUUCCUGCCUCCUGCUUCUAGAAGAGCCUGGGACAUGGUGUUGUAAUGAUGGGCUAGCUAUUUGAUUGGCCACUUGAAAUGGGUGUAGGUUGACCUGUUUCUAAGCACCAUGUACUCACACAACAAUGGAAAUAAACAGUCCAAUUGAGAGAUCGUAUCUUCUUUGCUACCCAGUACUUACAAAAAUAAAUAAAUACAUCAAGGUCACAUGAAAUCAGGGGAAGGGUUAAAAUAAUGGUGGCCUUUUCGGGAGGGCUGUCUGAGACGGCGCAGUCAGUAGAGCAUGAGACUCUUAAUCUCAAGGUCAUGAGCUCAAGCCCCAAGUUGGGCAAAAGAUGUCUGCAUUGCAGAAGAUUGGACUAGAUCAGGCUUCCUCAACCUUGGCCCUCCAGAUGUUUUUGGCCUACAACUCCUAUGAUCCCUAGCUAGCAGGACCAGUGGUCAGGGAUGAUGGGAAUUGUAGUCUCCAAAUAUCUGGAGGUCUGAGGUUGAGGAAGCCUGGACUAGAUGACUCUCGUGGUCCCUUCCAACUCUACGGUCAUAAUGAUUCUAUAAUCUAUAACUCCAUGCUUGGGGCCAAACUAAGUUUAAACAUGCAAGUCAGCAUGGAGACCAUACCUCUCUCUCUCUCUCUCUCUCUCUCUCUCUCUCUCUGUGUGUGUGUGUGUUUAAAAAAUCAUAUUAAAGAUUUCCCUCUUAGAAAGCAUUUGUCCAAUGUUUGGGUUUUGUUUUGUUUUUUGCUUUCUUCAAUGCUUUCCCCCGGUGAAAUCCAUUCUUUACCAAUAAAUUGCAGCAAACAUCCAUCGACAGAAAAACCUGAUUAACUUUUUCUCCAAUUCAGCUGUUAAUCAUGGGAUUCCCCGGGGGAAAGUAGCUGGACAAGUGUGGAUAAGCCCCUUGUCUCACACAGCUCUGUUCCUUCCAUUGGAAGGAAUGGAUCAGUCUUCACAUGCAAGGGAUCUGAGUAUACUUCUGAUGGUAGAGAGAUCUCUAGAUUAUGAUGAAUGAUUCACUCUACGUCUCCAUUAAAUCACCACUGAAUAAUAGACACUAUUACUAUUAUUAUUAUUUCCCCCUCAGUACAUUGGAAAUUUAAAUUUAAUCACCAGGCAAUAUAACCAGUUGCAGAGGACAAUUCUGCCUGAGGAAGCAGAGCUCAUAGCACACGAGAUUGGGAGAAUCGACCAACAGUUAAAGCCUGCUUUCGACACACUGACCUGGCAAAAUGAGAGACUGUGGGACUAUAUCGAAGAAACCAGGGAACUCGUUGAAAACGUAGGCAGCAGGCUCCAGAAAGCCAAGGAGAAUGUGGGGUUGAUCCAGAACCUGCUGCAUAGACUGAGUGAAACUUCGUUCCUUGUGCGGAAAACUGGUGUCACUUGUCCACUGCUGUGCCUUGAUAACAAUGAAAGAAUGUGCCAGCUAUAUGGAUCAGUGCAAGAGAUGAGCACCAGGAUCCACCAAUUGGUUCAGGUAAUAUGUAAUUUAUUUCCCCCCCCCCCACCCUCCAGAAAAUUCCCAGAAAAUUUUAUUUAUAUUGUGGAAAACAAUUAGACCACCUUGUUUUUAACUUUGAUUGAUAAUUUUAAUGUCUAUUUUAUUUAAACUGCUUAGAGGUGUUUUUAUGAUUAAGUGAUAUACAAAUUCUGUUAAACAUAAAUAAAUGAACUCUCUGGAGGGCCACAGGUUUCCCAUUCCUGCCCUAGACUGAAGUAUGCAGAUCAGAAAGUUGGUUUACUUAGCAUGGUGUGAGGGGUGUUAAAAUCCUGCCAGGAAGUUCGUUGUGUGUCUUUGGAGAAGUCACAGUUUCUCAGCCUAGCCUAGCUUGCAGGGCUGCUUAAAUGAGUUUAAAUGAAGGUAUUACAACAGUCUGAGUGGACAUAUAGUUGUAAACAUCUCUGUGAUCCUCAUAUAAAUGGUGGUAUAGAAUUUUAAUUAAUAAAUAAAUUAUAUAUAAAAUAAAAUAAGUAUAUCGGAUUCCCAUUCCUUUCCCCUCUUUCUCAUCUGGUUUACCCUCCUGUGAUCACAUAUUAGGGCUUUCAUGUUAGCAGCGAUGGCCAAACUUGGCCCUCCAGCUGUUUUGGAACUACAAUUCCCAUCAUCCCUGACCACUGGUCCUGUUAGCUAGGGAUGAUGGGAGUUGUUGUCCCAAAACAGCUGGAGGGCCAGGUUUGGUCAUCACUGAUGUUAGGAUGAGAUGUGCUCACCAAAUCACAGAGACAGAGGCGCUGCUAGAAACAAGGAAAAUGAGAGAUGUACAGCUUGCAUAGCCUCUGUAGCUCUCAGACUUCCUGCGUUGGUGUUGUCCUUUAUUUUAGAGCAUUGUUCAAUGGACACUUGAGUGAUCAGGCGGGCAAUUAUGUUGUAAAUAGCGGGGACCUUUUCCUCCUUGAAAGAAAGAAGAAAAGGAAACGGCAAAAAGAGUUGUCUUUCACUUUUGAAGAAGUAAAUUAAUUGGAAUAGGGGAAAUUCUGUGUUGGGGAGUUCAAUUUUAAAUUCUGCUGCUCAUUUUCGGGCAAAUUGCUUUCUCCAGGAGAAUCAGAACUUGCUUCAGGCAGAUCCUCUUUCUGAUGAAUGGAAAGCCUACAUUGAAUACAUAGACCACAUGAUUUCAGAUGGACUGUUUCAAGCUAUCAAGUGUUCUCUUCAGUAUCUGGUUGAAAACACCGAGACAACCUCAAAACCUGCUCCCUUAUUUGAAGCGCAGCUCAUCCUUAACGACAACGAAAUGACUUUUAAGCCUUCUUUGGAGCACACUGUCGACGGCAAUUUUUCUGACAUCGUGGAGGGCCUAAUCCAGAACAUUUACCUGAUUGCAUCAAAUAUAAACAGAGUUGCCAAACAUCUUGGACAUCACACUUAUCAGGUAUAAUCACCAAUGUAUCUACUAUCUUUUUCUUUAACCACUGAAUAUUUUAAACAGCCAUUUCAACUAAGGUUAUAUUGUCCAUCCAAUUGACUGAAUGAUAGUCUUUGGCUUUGUUCUACCUUUGAUGUUCUACCUAUGAUGCUAUGGUUUGGCCAAUAUGACACCGCUGGCAUCCAUUACAAAUAAAACAAAAUGGUAAACUCUGUUUUGGGAGACACCCAGCAAAGUGGGUUGUACUAAUGGUAAUGUGUGUUUGAAUCAAACAUGAUGUGACUAUAAGCAAGAUUUUGAAAAAAAUGUGCUUGCAGCCAACCUCAUCUCUUUGCUCACAAAAAGCAGCUGGGACCACAUCUCAGGGCAAUGGGUUUUAACCCUUUUCUACCACCCUUUUCUCGCUGAAAAUUGCUCCUCCCCUUGAAGUAGCUUCAGGUGGGGGAAAAGUUAAAGUCCCCCUGCUAUAUGGUUCCAGUCUGAAUUGGGGAUCCCCCACAACUUCUUUUUGUAAACAAAGAGGCAUGGACAUGCACAAAUAUGCGAUUCAAAACCAUGCCUAAAAUUGUCUAGUUUUAUUAUUUGGGGUAGGGGUGGGAACCUAGACAACAAUACCUAAAGGCUCUCAGUGGCCUCUGAUAACAGGGCCCAAAAGGCUGAGGGUAGCAGUUCAGCAACAACUCAGAUCUGGAGGACACCGUGUUGGCUACCCCUGGUCUAAAUGAUGAUUUAGACAAGUUAUCCAACAACAGCUAAAGGACAUAUAGUUUGGAGGCAUGUAGGCUCUUUUGCUGGUUAUGCUGAACACAUGUAGGAGGUAAGGCCAAAGUCAAAUGGGAACAAUUCCAUUUCCUUACCUAUGCAUGCUCAUAAUAGCUGAAGAAGUUUGGAAUAUUUUUCAGACUUAAAAAGUGUGUGUGUGUGUGUGUGUGUGUGUAAUUGUGAACACAUCCAGACACACUAAUUAGUCUUGCAUUUAUUGAAAGCCUUCCACUCACAUCUCAUUGGUAUAUACCUUAGGGGCAGGGCAUCAUUUUCUCUCCAUCGGAUUUUAGCUCUCUUUUUUUUUGCCACUUAGAAACAGCUUGCCAUGGCAACAGCAUUUUGGAUUAUGUGAGUAGUCACAUCUGAAAUUGCACGCCAAAGGAUUCUUGGGGCUGAGAGCCUAGACUGGAAUCUUAAAAGAGAAUUGCAGUGUGGCCUCUGACACUUGUUUCGUAAUGUAAUUAUUUGUGCGCAAUCCUAUGUGUGUCCCCUCAGAAGUAAGCCCCAUUGAGUUAAGUGGGACUUAUUUCUGGGUGAGUAUAGGAAUGCAGCCUAAGGCAUAUUUCAGCUUAGUGUAAAGUAAAAGGCAAAGGUAAAUGACCCCUGGACGGUUAAGUCCAGUCAAAGUCGAGUGGGGUGUGGCACUCAUCUUGCUUUCAGGCUGAGGGAGCCAGUGUUUGUCCAUAGACAGCUUUCUGGGUCAUGUGGCCAGCAUGACUAAAGCACUUCUGGCACAACAGGACACUGUGAUGGAAGCCAGAGUAUGUGUUUGUAAACCAUGAGAUUAGUUUACAGGGGUACCUCGGGUUACAUACACUUCAGGUUACAUAUGCUUCAGGUUACACACUCCGCUAACCCAGAAAUAGUGCUUCAGGUUAAGAACUUUGCUUCAGGAUAAGAACAGAAAUCGUGCUCCAGCAGCGCGGUGGCAGCCGGAGGCCCCAUUAGCUAAAGUGGUGCUUCAGGUUAAGAACAGUUUCAGGUUAAGAACGGACCUCCGGAACGAAUUAAGUACUUAACCCGAGGUACCACUGUAUAUACGUGCAGUUGUCCUGGGGCCUUGCUGCAGUCUCUCUCUCUCUCUCUCUCUCUCUCUCUCUCUCUCUCUCAAAAAGCAUUGAACCAACUCUCUCUGGUUUUAUUUUCACAUUUAGGAUGAUGUGGACCAGAUGGAUACACUGGAUAAAAUGCACCGGGAAAUCAUGGCCAGGGUGCACUCGGUCAUUGUUAAUGUUCAGGAAUAUCAAAGCUACUUUAGGAAAUACAGCCACUUAUGGAUGGAUGAUAAAGCCAAAUUUAUGAAGCAGUUCCUUGUCUAUGGACGAUUUCUCCGUACUGAAGAGCUGGAAUUAUAUGCAGACUAUGAACUUCAGAAAUGCUCCCCACAGUUAAAUCACUUUAAACAACAGGUACUUUGUCAUUUUUAAAGGUCUUUUCAUCUGCCUCUGUUAGUUGUGUUCCAUUAAGCUAUUUACACGAUUUUGCUCUUCUAAUUAAAACACCAGAAUUUUAAUCACAUCUUGUUCUUUAAGAUCAGCAUUUAUGAAGCCCUGCAUGAAGAAGUAAGCAAGUUUGAAAACCAGAAGAUUUUUAAUGGCUGGUUUCAGGUGGAUAUUAAGCCUUUUAAGAUAACUGUGAUGAAUGUUAUUAAAAAAUGGAGCUGGAUGUUUCAGGAGCAUCUGCUCAACUACGUAGCCCAAAGGUAAGCCAUCUUUGAUGUCUUUUAAAAAGGCUUUUGAAUUCUACAUCUUUUGAAACGGGGGUGGAACGGUGCUCGUUUCGUGAAAUAUUGAGUAGGGGAGAAACAAGGCCAUGGAGCAUCACCAAAGCCAAACAAAAACCACCAUAAAGAGUUUGAUCCCAGCAAAGCAGAAUCGCAGAUGAUCUUGUACAAAGGACUUGCUCUGCUGAAUGGUCCUUAAAUACGUCCUUUUGUGGGUUAAUUGCAUUGAAGAAGAAGCAGGGGUCUGCUGCUGGCACCAGCCUUGACGUUGUGCAGCUUCCCUGGCCACACCUCUGAUGUGGAGUGUGGAUGUCUGCAGGAGGCAAGGCUAUAUACACACAGACUUCUGUAUGAGCCAGAACCCCAAUUAUGUAGGUGUGCAGAGGUCCCCAGGGCCACCCCAAUAACUCACACAUCACACCAAAUUUUUUGUUUAAGGUUUUUGGCAUAAUUUUGGCCACAACUUUAUUAAAAUACAAACAUGUGAGUGGUUGCUUAGGCAUUGGUUGCGACUAUCUGCCCCCACAGUGGGGGCCAGACUGACAUUCCGCACGCCUGUGAAAGUCAGAAAAGGGGAAUACACUUGGGGGUAGCGACGGAGCAGGGAACCUGCCCUCAGCCCUCCCCAAAUGCAGCCAGGAGCUCUUGCAGUGGCCCAAGCCCCCUUGACAGGGUGGACAAGCAAUAGUUAGCCCCCGAUUCCUUUAACGGAAUCCCUUGCAGCAGCAGCAUUAGAGGGGCAGGCACAGCCAAUCCAUGCCCCUGAACCAACCAAACCAUAAACCAAUGCCUAACCACAACCUUACAAGUUGGGACGAUUUGCUACGCAGUAGGCAAAAACCAAAUGGCCCCAGCCAAUCGGCCAGAUGGACAAAAUUCCUACCGGGCCCCUGCCCCAAGAGCAGACGACCCCAUGACAGGCAUAGCAAGGUCAAAGCGAACAACCCUAAAUAUAGGGGGGGGGGGGACGACGGGCACGGGCGAUGCACGGGCGAAAAGAAGAAGCCCUAGCCUCGUGCAAGGAGUUUCAGCAGUCUGGCUGUCAAUCAACAAAUUGCAACAUUAACUUCUUCCCAACAAGGGAAGCCCAAUCGCAUCAGUGGCCAACGAUCAAUUAGCCCGCCCCACAACUUUGGAGUGUCCUGGCGGCCCCCACCGCAACACGUGCUCUUUAUGAAGGAGAACACGCUUUGUGGAAGGCUGCAUGUCAGUGGACAGCCCAGUGCACUAAGCCAAUGAACAUGCAGAUGGAAGCUUCUCACUGGGGAACCUUAAGACCAGGAGCCAAAGGUGGCACCUCUAGAGACUCUUUCCAGGCCUAUACUCCACACACACCCCAUGCCACAAAGUUCUUGCCCAGGUAACACCUCUUGCCAGCCCCGCUCUGUUCCUUCUUUGAGUAUUUUUGCUUGGCUUGCAUGUACUCUAGAGUUGUGAUAAUGCUUCUUAUUGGCCUGGAGGAUGGGGGACGCAUGUGGAGGGGUGUAGAACGGCUGAAUGGAUGUGUGCACAUGUGUCUGGAAAGGUCCUUAAAGUAUAACGAAGUUCUGUGAAAGCAGCAAACUCAGUACACGUUAGUUGCAGACAUCAUAACCUUGUUCUAGCAUUACAGAAUUAGCCAAGUUCAUCCAUGAAACGGAAAAAGGGUUAGCUAAGAAAGUGAAUGAAGGAGAUUAUGCGCUUCUGGUUGAAAUAAUGGGACACCUCAUGGCUAUCCGCGACCGACAAUCCAUUGAAGAUAUUUUCAAGCCUCUAAAAUCGACGGCUGAAUUGCUGCGAAGCUGUGGGCAACAGCUACCAGAGCAGAUUUACACAGAACUUGAGGUAAAAAUUCAACUGCUGUUGUUUCUGCUGAGUUUUAAUAAUAAUAAUAAUAAUAAUAAUAAUAAUAAUAAUAAUAAUUUAUUAUUUAUUAUUUAUACUCCGCCCAUCUGGCUGAGUUUCCCCAGCCACUCUGGGCGGCUUCCAAUCGAGUGUUAAAAACAAUACAGCAUUAAAUAUUAAAAACUUCCCUAAACAGGGCUGCCUUCAGAUGUCUUUUAAAGAUAAGAUAGCUGCUUAUUUCCUUCACAUCUGAAGGGAGGGCAUUCCACAGGGCGGGCGACACUACCGAGAAGGCCCUCUGUCUGGUUCCCUGUAACCUGACUUCUCACAAUGAGGGAACCGCCAGAAGGCCCUUGGCGCUGGAUCUGAGUGUCUGGGCUGAACGAUGGGGGUGGAGAAUAAUAAUAAUAACAACAACAACAACAACAACAACAAAUUAAAUUUGUAUACCACCCUAUACCCACAGGUCUCAGGGCAUUUACAAGAUAAAACCACAAUAUAAAACCUCAAAAUACAUAAUAUUUAGAAACUGAUAAUAAAAAUAAGUUUCAUAACGUUUGCUGCUUACAGAGGUCUUCUCAGCAUGUUAGGUCCCAGUGAGAUCAGAGGCAAGAAGUGAACUUAAGGAGAGCCCUGCUGGGUUGGACCAAAUGCUCACCUGGUCCCAGCAAUCUGUUCUCCCAGUGACCAACUAGAUGCCCACAAGCAGAGAAUGAACAAAAAUAGGCCCCCUCUUUUUCACGAUACCCAGGAACUGGUAUUCUGAGGCAUUCCCCCUCUGAUACUUGGAGGCGUCACAAAGCCAUGCUCAUGACUAAUGGGCUCUAAUAGUCACAUCUUCCAUGAAUUUGUCUAAUCCCCAUGUAAGGCCAUCCAAGUUGGAAGACCUUCACUGCAUCUUUCAUUGCGUGAAUAAGUGCUUCCUCUUAUUCUCCCUGAAUCUGCAAACACAUCAGCAGAGGAAGAAGGGAGAGGCAGUGGGGAAGUUGGCGCAGUGUGGACGUGGGGAAAGGAGCAUUUGUCUUUGCUGUGCUGAUCUCCACGUUGCCUGCCUGCCCUUGGUAACCAACAGCAAUGCGUAGCAUUCAGAAGCCAGGUAUGCAAUGCUACCCUGCCUGUGCAGCCCUGCCAACCACUAACAUCUAAUACUUGUUGUUGUUGUUGUUUAGUUGUUUAGUCGUGUCCGACUCUUCGUGAACCCAUGGACCAGAGCACACCAGGCCCUCCUGUCUUCCACUGCCUCCCGCAGUUUGGCCAAACACAUGCUGGUAGCUUCGAGAACACUAUCCAACCAUCCCGUCCUCUGUCGUCCCCUUCUCCUUGUGCCCUCCAUCUUUCCCAACAUCAGGGUCUUUUCCAGGGAGUCUUCUCUUCUCAUGAGUGUCCUUCCAGUGAGCAGUCAGGGCUGAUUUCCUUCAGAAUGGAUAGGUUUGAUCUUCUUGCAGUCCAUGGGACUCUCAAGAGUCUCCUCCAGCACCAUAAUUCAAAAGCAUCAAUUCUGAGGUGAUCAGCCUUCUUUAUGGUCCAGCUCUCACUUCCAUACAUCACGACUGGGAAAACCAUAGCUUUAACUAUAUGGACCUUUGUUGGCAAGGUGAUGUCUCUGCUUUUUAAGAUGCUGUCUAGGUUUGUCAUUGCUUUUCUCCCAAGAAGCAGGCGUCUCUUAAUUUUGUGGCUGCUGUCACCAUCUGCAGUGAUCAUGGAGCCCAAGAAAGUAAAAUCUCUCACUGCCUCCAUUUCUUCCCCUUCUAUUUGCCAGGAGGUGAUGGGACCAGUGGCCAUGAUCUUCGUUUUUUGAUGUUGAGCUUCAGACCAUAUUUUGCGCUCUCCUCUUUCACCCUCAUUAAAAGGUUCUUUAAUUCCUCCUCACUUUCUGCCAUCAAGGUUGUGUCAUCUGCAUAUCUGAGGUUGUUGAUAUUUCUUCCGGCAAUCUUAAUUCCGGCUAGGGAUUCAUCCAGCCCAGCCUUUCGCUUACAUCUAAUACUAUCUACUGUUAUAUAUAACAUUGGCUACUGCCCUAUGUUUAGAACCAACCCUGGAAAGCAGCCCUGAGUCUGUUCUGAAACCAGGGCCAUCUCACAAGGUGAGUCAUUGCUGAAAACACAGGUUCUUAUAGGAUGCAGAAAUUGUCAUCCAUUCACUAGGCCUGAGAAUUUAAUAUACAUAAGCAAUCUACUGACAAUGCAUCCAUAAAUGAGGGCACAAAGACAUUUCUGCCUAUAAAUUGCACCUUAAAGACAAUAUUUCCAUAGUAAAAAAGCAACAACAUGUUUUCAAUGAAGUACUUAAAAUAAAUGAGAAUUUAGAACAGAAAAAAUAAGCCAAUCAAGCUGACACGCUUCCAAGUUUCAUACCAAGCAUGAAAUAUUUUCAUUUCUUGGGAAAUGACACAACGCAAAAAAAGAAGUCCAGCAGAUUUAUGCAUAGAACUAGAUAUUUAUGAAAAGGUGGGCUCAGUAAUACUGCAACAGUUUUGGUUUUUUUACUAACCUUUCCUUUGGAAUUAAAGUUUUAGAACAAAGUUGAUGCCAAUAUCUUAUUUGAUACAGUGGUACCUCGGGUUAAGAACUUAAUUCGUUCUGGAGGUCCGUUCUUAACCUGAAACUGUUCUUAACCUGAGGUACUACUUUAGUUAAUGGGGCCUCCCGUUGCCUCCAUGGCACGAUUUCUGUUCUCAUCCUGAAGCAAAGUUCUUAACCCGAGGUACUACUUCUGGCUGAGCCGAGUUUGUAACCUGAAGCAUCUGUAACCCGAGGUACCACUGUAUUUUAUUUUUUAUUGCUUCUCCUUAACUUCAUCUAUCUAUUUACCUCCCUUUUAAAAAAUCUCUCCUAGGGGUUUUAUCUGUUUACAGAUUUCGUUUCUCAGACUUCUAGUACCUAACACUCCAAUUCAUCUUUGGUAUAACAUUCCCAGUAUUUCCGCAUUUUACCUCUGGUUCUAAACCUGUAAGAAGUGUGACUUUGCACUCAUCCCCACUCCCCUUUAUCCCAUGAUGACUUCCAUUUGUACUAGAUUCAGGUAGGUAGCCGUGUUGGUCUGACGCAGUCGAAACAAAUAAAAAAUUAAAAAAUUGUCCAGUAGCACCUCAGAGACCAACUAAGUUUGGUCUGGGUAUAAGCUUUUAUUUUCAAAUGAAUUUUUAUUAUUUUCUUCAUAUAAUCCUUUCCCCAACAUUCCUUAUUAUCACAAUAUAAUCCCUUUGACUCUACCGAGUCUUGACUUCCCUCCCUCCCUGCAGCUGGUAUAUACAUCACAUAUUUAUUGCAUAUAUUACUAUCAUAACUCUACUAUUUUACAUUGAAGGUGUUAUUCCAGUCCUGCUAGUGUCUUUAAACUUUUGUGCUUCUCCUUUAAAUAUUCAAUGAAUUUACUCCAAUUGUUGUUGUAUCUCUGGUCCUCUUGGUCCCGGAUCCUUCCUGUCAAUUUGGCAAGUUCUGCAAAAUCUGUCAUCUUCACCUGCCACUCCUGGAUGGUUGGCAAAUCUUGUGUUUUCCAUUUUUGGGCCAGUAGAGUUCUUGCGGCGGCUGUGGCAUACAUAAACAAAUUCUGAUCUUUUAUUUUAAUCUCUAUUCCCACUAGACCUAGCAAAAAUGUCUCUGGUCUUUUGGGGAAAGUGUACUUGAAUAUCUUUUUAAGUUCAUUGUAAAUUAAUUCCCAGAAUCUCUUAACCUUGUCACAGGACCACCACAUAUGAAAAUAAUCCCCAUCUACUUCCUUAGAUUUCCAGCAUUUUCUGUCUCUCUUUCUAUACAGUUUAGCCAAUUUUAUUGGCGUCAAAUGCCAUCUAUACAUCAUUUUUAGUACAUUCUCCUUCAAAGCCAUACAUCCUGUAAAUCUCAUGGUCUGGGUAUAAGCUUUUGUGUGCAUGCACAAUUCUUCAGAUACACCGUAUUCAGUUCUGCGGGGACUUGGAAGCAUUUUUCCGCCAUCUAUGCCUGUGGGAGUACUUUCAACACACACAAGAACAAGACAAAGAAGAACAAACAGCAUCUUCACAACACAACAUCUCUCCACCUACUGGGGAACAGCUACCACCCACCCAACCCACCAAUGAACAGAACAUUGACCACCAACUGCCAUAAAAAAAAAGUUACCAAAAAAGAGAAUCCACAAUACCACACUAGAUCUUUACAUCAAUUGCUUCCGCCGCAGAAGGUGACUUCUGUUUCAGUGUAUCUGAAGAAGUGUGCAUGCACACGAAAGCUUAUACCUAGAACAAACUUAGUUUCUAAGGGGCUACUGGACAAUUUUUUAAUUUUUAGUUUAUUUCCAUUUGUACUGUGAUUUCUAGGCAUUUCUGAGAGGCUUUUCUUUUGUCCUGCCACUUUCCCCAGGAAAACCCACUGUUUACUGCUGAAUUAGAAUAAACGUCAAUCUGCAGAAAACCCAGUAGAUGUUUGCUCCAAUUUAGCAGUAAAGCACAGGUUUCCUGGGGAAAGAGGCAGGACAAUAGAAAAACCUCUCAGACCUAUGCCUAGAAAUGAUGGGACAAAUGGGAGUCUGGCUCUUGCUAGUCCUCCUUGAUCAGUUGGUUGCUCUUGAUACCACUGACCAUGGUAUCCUCUUGGUGUGGCUAUUAGGAAUUUGGGGUACUUUGGUUCUACUCUUGCCUCUAAGGACCAUUAGCAGGUGUACCAUUUUGUGGAGAUGUCUCCUCAACCCCAUGGCAUUUGCGUUAUUGGUUCCUUCCAUCUUUCCCCAUACAUUUAUAUGAAGCUAUUGAGAGAUAUUAUAUGGAUAUUUGGAGCCUGGUGUCACAAAUCUGUGAAUAACACCCAGCUCCAUUUUUUCAUACAAGGGAAGCACUGCUACAUAGGUAAGGGAAAUGAUUCUCCUUUUCUGAUGGCCUGGGUUUCAGAACUGGUUCAGUGUUGUUGUAUGUGGUUUGUUCUAAAUACAUAUCUAAACUUCCAGGCUGGGAAAGAGUCAAAGUUCAGUAGUAUAGCUUCUGCUUUGGCCUUCCUGAAGGUCUCCUAAGUUGGAGGGAAAUCUUCUGAAAUGGAGAGCUAGUACAGAAAAGUCCCACUUCAGGCGGUUACCAUAAAUAUGGAUGGUGACUGGAAUACCAGUGUGGGUGACGGUGGAACCAGUGCGUUGUCCACCUGUUUGUUUGUUUGUUUGUUUAUACCCCACCCAUCUGACUGGGUUGGCCCAGCCACUCUGGGCGGCUUCCAGCAUAUAUAAAAACAUAGUAAAACCUUAAACCUUAUAAAAGCAAGAUGCAUACCGUAUUUUUUGCUCUCUAAGACGCACCAGACCACAAGACGCACAAAGUUUUUGGAGGAGGAAAACAAGAAAAAAAAUAUUCUGAAUCUCAGAACCCAGAACAGCAAGAGGGAUCGCUGUGCAGUGAAAGCAGCAAUCCCUCUUGCUGUUCUGGCUUCUGGGAUAGCUGCGCAGCCUGCAUUCGCUCCAUAAGACGCACACACAUUUCCCCUUACUUUUUAGGAGGGAAAAAGUGAGUCUUAUAGAGCAAAAAAUACGGUAAAUUAAGCUUACUGAGAUGCAGACUGUUGAACCUAAACAUUUUUAUAAAAAUGCGAAAAAUAUAUUUUAUGAAUUACUAUGAGCAAUGAGUCUACAAUUGCAGAGGAUAAUGAGGUGGAGAGUGAAAGGUGUAAAUGUACCAGGGUAGGGGGAAAAAGAAAGUGAAAAUAAGACAUGUGUACAACCCUUUGUGAAAGGAAGGUUUGCUGACUUGAUGUGCCAACGAACAAACAAUAUCGGUUUGUGCGUUGUUAGGAAUUACCUGAAAAGUGGAAGAAUCUUAAAAAGAUUGCCUUCACUGUGAAGCAUGAAGUGGCUCCUCUACAGUCCAAUGAAGUGUCUGUUAUCAGAAGAAAAUGUGUACUUUUUGAGGUGAGAUCAGUUCUGUGCUGUGAACCGGAUGAUUUUUCGUUUUUUGUUCCGAUAACAAGCUGGCGGCAAGCUUCACUGAACUGAGAAAUUGUAAACUCUUAGAAAAGGCUGUCUAAAGAUAACAAUUCAAUGUUUCUGGUAAUAUAUUCCGGAUGAAUCUGAUAAUUUAAAGCCCACUUCACCUAAAAGUGGGAAUGAUGCUUGCGUCCUCUUUAUCUUCAAUUAUGUCUAAUCUGUUUCUACUUCAAACAUGGUGCCUGCCACUGUUGUCAGAUCAAAUGUAGAUUUUAAAUGUUUUAUGCUUAUCCACCGGGAAUGUUUUAAAUGUAUGUGCGCUGUGAUUUGUGUCGGGGUUGUGCAGGCUGUAUUAAAUAAAGUUUUAAGCAAAUUCAAGGGGACUUAAAUGAAAUGAUUCAGGGUUCAUGGGAUGGAACGUACUUAAUGGAUAGCAGCCAAGGAAAAGUUACGGUAUCAUCUCAAUGGAUCACCUGCUUGACCUUUCAAGAACUCAACUUUUGUGUUUGUGUGUGUACUAUGUCUUUCAGGUUAAACAGCAAGAGUUCAGAAACAGAUUUAAAAAUGAAGCCAUCUUUAGCUUUGAUGCUGGGAAUCCAUAUGCAUGCAUGGACAAGGUAAUGUUUUUUUCUGGAUUAGACACUUCAGUCACACUUAAAAGAAGCUAGAAACGGUUACAUUUUUCUGGCAUUUUUAUUGGCCCUGUUCCUGUGUCAUUAACGCACAAAUAUUUGACAGACAAAUGUUUUCCUGGCAUGGAGAAAAGUAGUGAGUGAUGCGUAUCUUAUCUGAUUCUCUGCAUUAGGCUGCUGUCAAAGGCAGCAGGACCAAGUUCUAAGUGGCAACUCUCUAUAUAUCUAAGAUAUAUACAGUGGUACCGCAGGUUAAGUACUUAAUUCGUUCCGGAGGUCUGUUCUUAACCUGAAACUGUUCUUAACCUGAAGCACCACUUUAGCUAAUGGGGCCUCCUGCUGCCGCCGCGCCGCCGGAGCGCAAUUUCUGUUCUCAUCCUGAAGCAAAGUUCUUAACCUGAAGGACUAUUUCUGGGUUAGCGGAGUGUGUAACCUGAAGCGUAUGUAACCUGAAGUGUAAGUAACCUGAGGUACCACUGUACGUAUGUAUAUCUAAGAGAGUUCCAACAACCUGAAGCUAAAUUUCUCGAACUUUUCCACAACUGUCUUGGUGCCUGCCACAUAAAAUUUGUAUGAUCCGUUUAAGACUAGCCUCAGUGAAAGGAAUUAUGAUAUUUUCCCAGAUGUAACUUGGGGUUUUCCAUAGUCCCAUUUUACUCAGGACUUACUAGAACCCAGCUUAGGAGACCUUACUUCAAUCAAGAGGAAAGAAGGCAGUAUCAAAAUGUUUCUUUUUUCCUUUUUUAAAGGCAAAACCCCAAAUAGGUGUUCAGAAAGCAGACAUUUAUUGUAGUAUGUUACUUGUGCAACAUGUUUUGACUAAUUUCUUUCACUACAAUUUAAUCUCAAGCAGUUUUUAAAAUGUUCCAGAUUAUAGAGGGGGGCUUCAAGGUCAAAAGGGAGGGCAUGGUUCAAGAGCAAGGAUGGAGAGCCUGUGGUCCAGCAGGUGUCAUUGGACUCCAAUUCCCAUCAGCUAAAGCCAACAUGGCCAAUAGUCAAGGAUGAUGGGAACUGUAGUCCAACAACAUUUUCAGGGCCCCAGGUUUCCCAUCCUUGUUUAAAAAAGUAACAGUGUUAGCCUCUCUCUCCAAACAUAACUGGGAGGAGCUUCAAUAUUUUCUGAAUUGGGCCUUGACCUUGUUGUGUAACCUUGGAUGCAACAGUUUAGCACACCCAUCAAUUACCGUAUUUUUUGCUCUAUAAGACUCACUUUUUCCCUCCUAAAAAGUAAGGGGAAAUGUCUGUGCGUCUUAUGGAGCGAAUGCAGGCUGCGCAGCUAUCCCAGAAGCCAGAACAACAAGAGGGAUUGCUGCUUUCACUGCACAGCGAUCCCUCUUGCUGUUCUGGCUUCUGAGAUUCAGAAUAUUUUUUCCCUUGUUCUCCUCCUCCAAAAACUAGGUGCGUCUUGUGGUCUGGUGCAUCUUAUACAGCGAAAAAUAUGGGCAUCUUGCAUACUUCGAUUGAUGGCAAACAAAACUGACUCCAUUUAUUUAUGUAUUAAAGCAUUUAUAGCUUUCUCUGCAUGAGUCCUGAUAAUCAGGGUGGCAUACAACCAAACUUCUAUGCAAAGGACACUAGACCCAGCUCAUCAAGAUGAACACAAAUACUCACAGCAAGAGUAUUUGUAAGAAAACAACAGGACAGGCUAAACAGUCACCCACACAAAAAGCAAGUCUAAAACCAUUUAAGAUUUCUGAACAAAUUAAUAACUUUUAAGUUGACUUGGCACCGAAACAGUAGCAAUGUCAGUGCCUCUUGUAAGAAGAGGGAAAUUCACAUUGUGCAAACGCUCAGAUUAUUUCCCUGGAUAGAAUUCCUGUGGAAGAAUUGCUCUUCUUCAGAUCUAGUGUAAUCUUUUACUUCUCUAGUAUUUACUCCUAAAAAAUUAGCAAUGUGUUUCCCCAAUACUUAUCAAAAUCAAAGAACAUCAGAAGCAAAGUCUUCAUUAGAGACAUCCAUAUAUCCAGGUUCUUGUGAACAUGUAAGCAAAAACCUGGUACUUUUUCUUGAUAAUAUGUUUCAAAAUGGUGUCCUUGCAGACUCAUAAAGACAUUGCAAAACUAGAGACAGAAAUGAAACUGCUGCAGGAAACUGCAAAGCUUUUUGAAGUGAGUGUGCCAGAAUACAAGCAGCUGAAGCAGUGUCGUACUGACGCCAUCUUGCUUAAAUCAGUCUGGGAUAUGGUGGUGUUUGUCCAGGUAAGGACUCGCUUUCACCAUUUGCAUUAAAGGGAUGUUAUUUCAGAGAGGACAGAAUGAAGUGGUACAAGAUUACUUUGUGAUGUGGUGGGUCCUGUGUUGAUUGUGUCUGUGACCUGCUAGGUCGUGGAAACAGUAACAAGUUUAUGGAGAUAAGGAAUGAAGCAAAAUAGUAAAAGGAGAUUACUAAGAACCCAAAACUCAAGAUGAUAUCGUGCAUUCAAGCUCGUUUGUCCAGCCAGCAAUUGAGAAACUAAAUCAGCCUCUUGUCAGCUCCUUCACAGGCACACCAGAUCACAAUCCAAAUUCACCUACUCCAUCAAUGACCAUUUAUCCCUUUAUAAUUGUUGGUGUUUUUCGAGUCUGUUGAUGAGGCAAGUCUGUUUCCAGACAGUCAAUAAGCAAUUUGAACACUUCACCUGUUCAGGCUUACUGUGGCUUUGGGCUGAUCUGCCUCCCUCCUUCUCUCUGGUGCCCUGAUGCUCUCCUUCCUGUCCCCUUGCUUUGCUCAAACAAACCAAAGUUGGUGUCCAAAACAGAAACCGAAAGCCAUUUCAUACUGUGGUUUCUAACGAUGGCUUGCUCAAACCAGGAAGCGGAGAACACUAGAAGGAGGGAGAGAUGAGCACAUGUCAGAAGUCCACUCACAAUCUAUGGUUUAGCCAUUGCUUCUGAACCUGUUGUGAGCCUGUUUGUUGGAGUUUGUAAAAGUUCUUCCCGUGUCUAAAGAACAAAGACUUUCCUUAGAUAUCACACUUCAAAAAUAAGAACAGGGAUAGAGCCAAUCAGGCUUGAUAAUGGUUCCCCCAUCAGGUGGCAUAUCAAAUUUAUUAAAUAAAUAAACAAAUUGCUCAUUCUCAAGAGAAUUUAGAAUUGAAAUAUUUUAUUGUCACUUGUACAACUUGUAUACAGUGAGAUUACAUGAGCACCUCCCACUCAGCUCUCUUCGUCUUAUUUCCCCUUGUUUACUGACGCACACCCACCAAACCCGAAAGUCAGUUGCCCUGUUGUUAUCUUUUCAUUCAGCAGCCUAACAGCCCAUGGAUAGAAGCUGUUCUUUACCCUGUUGGUGCAACUAAUCAUGCUUCUAUAUCUUCUGCCUGAGGGCAGGAGAUCAAGAAAGUGCCAGCCAGGGUGUGAAUCAUCCCUGAGAAUUUUCCUCACUCUCCUGAGACAACAUUCUUCCACUAUUUCAUCCAGCGGAUUCACGGGACAGCCCAUAAUAUCUUGUGCUGUAUUCACCACCCUCUGUAGGCACUUCCUAUCAGUUGAUGUCAAACCAGCGUACCACACCGUGAUGCAGUAUGAAAGGACACUUUCUAUUGUGGACCGGUAGAAGGAGAUCAUCAAAUGUUGAUUGACAUUGUUCUUUCGCAAUACUCUGAGGAGAUGGAGUCUCUGUUGGGCUUUCUUAACCACCUGGGUUGUAUUGAUUUUCCAAGUAAGGUCUUCACUGAGAUAAACUCCUAGGAAUUUAAAGGAAGAGACUCUCUCCACACAGCCCACCCCGAUGUACAGUGGGGGUGAUGUUGGCACACUUACUGACCCAUCCAUAGAUCAAAACAGAUUCAUAUUUGUGUUUGUUUUCUGUGGGCACACAAAACUAUUUUUUACUGAAUCAUGUGACUGCUUCAUCUAGCCCACUUUUGUCUCUUCUGACAUACAGCAGUUCUUAAACAGUCUCAGGUAGCGUGCUUCAUCAGCCCUAUUGAGUUUGCUUUAAUCAAGAGUUUUGAGGAUUGAAUAUGGAACCUUCUGCUAUUCCCCAUCACUACAAAAAACAAAACAAAACUAGGGAGGUGUGGAAGUUUGCUACCAUAGAUCCCAGAAAAUGAUGACAAAGCUGAAAGCAUUGAAAUUACUUGUUGUAUCCCUCAUCUGACAAAAUAAAAGAGAAUUUCCUGAUGGGGAUUGUUGUGGUUUGAAUGAGCUUGAAAUAGGCUCCUCUGAUGGGAGAAAAAUAUGUCCUUGAAAAUUAAUUCCAUUCUAUUUCUGCUUUGUGCCAUGUGGCAAGUGCAUGUAUGACAAUGCUAAAUUAUUUAUGAACAUGUGCCUAAAAUGAAUAAAACACACAGGAACAAUGCUAAGAAAAACCAGAUGCUAGAGAUGCACAUCAAUAUUCUAUUUGAUGAUCUUCUGUCUCUAAUGAUCCUAGGAUUUCCAUUUUGUGUCAUUUCCAAGCCUGUUUACAUAAAAAAAACCAACCACGAAUGGAAAUAACGGGUGUCAGUGCUAAACCUGGAAAAAAGAAACUCAGAGAAAAUGUUCCUUCCCUUUCCCUAUACAGCAUUCCAUAUAAAUGCAUAACCUGAGAUGGAAGCAAAUGGUUCCUUUCUACAAUAGAAGAGUCCUUCCAUCAGAGGAAAGGAACCAUUUAAUUCGGUACAAUGUGUUUCCUUAGUCCGCUGAUGGAGUCCAUUUUUGCUUUAAAAGGGGGGGGGGGAGAGAAAAGAAGCAUUAAAAAAUGUGUAUUGUUUCAUCAUUUGUCCUUCCAUCUUUGGUAAUUUUUAUUUUAUGAGCGCAUAAGACUAUAAGAUGCUGAGUCUGACAGUUUCUUAAAGGUAAAGGGACCCCUGACCCUUAGGUCCAGUCAUGGACGACUCUGGGGUUGCAGCGCUCAUCUCGCUUUACUGGCAGAGGGAACCAGCGUACAUAUAAUGAUCUGAAUGAAAACUUGGAAACCCAGACAUUUCAAUGAGCAUGAUUACAUUUUUUAUUUUUUGGCAAUUUGUCAUUCCUGUCAGUCAAUGUAAAAGUGAAAAUGAUGAAGCUGUUGCUUGAGCAGUCCACCACUACAAGGGCCCAUAUGUUCCUGUACAUCUGUUGCUGCUACUAUUUCUAUAGAAUCAGUUUAUAGGGGGUUGCUAAGUUGACAACUGAGUCAAGGAAGGCUUGAGCCAGCGUAUCAACUCUACAUGCCAUCUGUGUAGUCCAUGAUGAAAAACGAACUAAAAAACAGUUUGUAUGAAAGAUAUAAUUUGGCGUUGGCACUAAUGUGUUCCUCUGUUCACAAAAACGCAGAAAUGUCCACCAAUUUUCACCUUCAUUUGUAGCCCCUUCACCUCAAUCAAUCUCUACCAUUGCCAAUGAGUAGACUUUCACAGGGUGCUGUGAUCUGCAGAAGGAAAGGGAGAUGUGAAAGCUCACUUUGGUAAAGAUUAACUCUGUUCCAUUUAUAGAAAGAAAGUUUGGGUUGGAUCUUAAGAUCUCUCUUCUAGGAUAACGUAAGGGAGUCAUUUAGGGAGGGGGCAGGUAGUUUCAAACCACAUACAUGUGAGUUUUCAGAGCUCUGGUUAAAUAUGAAAUGUAGUCAUAACAAAACUUAAAAUAUACUGGUUAUGUUUUUUGUUUGGUUUUGUUUUGCAACUGAGGCUGCAUUCCGGAACCCACUCAAGUCCCAUCUAAGCCCAUAGAUGGGACCAGGGUGGCGCUGUGGGAUAAACCACAGAGCCAAGGACUUGCCGAUCAGAAGGUUGGCGGCUCGCAUUCCCAUGACGGGGUGAGCUCCUGUUGCUCGGUCCCUGCUCCUGCCAACCUAGCAGUUUGAAAUCAUGUCAAAGUGCAAGUAGAUAAAUAGGUACCAUUCCGGCGGGAAGGUAAACGGCGUUUCCGUGUGCUGCUCUGGUUCGCCAGAAGCGGCUUAGUCAUGCUGGCCACAUGACCCGGAAGCUGUACGCCCGCUCCCUCAGCCAAAAAGCGAGAUGAGCGCCGUAACCCCAGAGUCGGUCACGACUGGACCUAAUGGUCAGGGGUCCCUUUACCUUUACCUUAAGCCCAUCUAAGCCCCAUUUAAGCCAUCUUGACUGGUGAGAAAACACUGCACUGUUAAUCUCAGGUAUAUCUUAAUGUUUGAAUGUUGCCUCGCUACUGAAACUCGAAAUGGCACAUUGAUCUUAACAUUUAAUGAACAUCAAGGAAACGAACAGACAGAAUUUCAACAAUUCUUUUUGAUUAUACAUUUUCCUUUUCUUAACCAAGUAUGACUGAUGACAGCAAGUCGGACAAAUGAAUUUGGAGUAGGGGAAGAGAGGCUUUCUAGCAAAUGAUUAAAACAUCAACCUCCUCUCUCCAGGUUUUGAUGAGAGGGCUUUCUGUUGAACGCAAGAGAAUUUCUGUGGGGAAGUAAUGCCUUUGGAAUAUGAAUCUUCUGGACAAUGUUUUCUCUCCCUUAAAAAGCUAGCAAGAUUUUCUAGUGCACAGAAUCAAGAAUACAUGUCUCCUUAGAUUAGAUUUCAGCCUCAGUAGGUUUCAGAUUUUGAAAAUCAUUUUGUAUGCAUUGUACAUUAUACAUAUUUAUACACAGAACCUACAGGUGAGUUUGAAAGCUCUCUUUGCAUCCUAAGAUGCUGCAAAAAAUAAAGGUUAUGGGAUUCUUCUUUCCUCCUGUCUACAGAUGAGCAUUAAAGACUGGAUGAAAACUCCAUGGAAACAAAUAAAUGUUGAACAAAUGGAUGUGGACCUUAGAAGAUUUUCAAAGGUGAUAAAUACUCCAAAUUACUAUAUUGUAUUUACAUGCACUGUACUUAACUGAACUGGCAAACCAAUCCUUUUCCAUACAGUAGAGUAUACAGUAACUUUUGGUUCUCGAACUGAAGUGGUGCCCAGUGCCUGAGAAGCACUGCAGAGAAAAGGCAUGAGAACUCUCAGCUAGACUUACUUACACUGGUUUAACAGUAAUUCCUUCCCCCUCAGAGAACCCCAGGGGCUGACUUCUGUCAAGGCUAGCAAGCUGUAACAGAGAAUUCACAAGCACCCCUACCAUGCUACGAUUUCAACAUUUCUUUGGCGGAAGCCAAGAAAGUUGAAAGUGGUUUGUAGAGUUGCUUUAUAGGUUUGCAGAGUAGAUAAUAGCUUUCUUUUCCUUUUGUCUUGAGCUAUGGGGUGCUUCCAGACAGGCAUUGAUUGUGGGAUCAGUGCUCCUCAUGCAUGCAAGGAGCCCACACUCAUUUGCUAUGUGUGCAUCAUGCCAUUGGCAUCAAAAUGCUAGCCACCAUUCUCCACUCUCUUUGAAUCCCAAUUUAUCCUUUCUAGGGAAAAUCUGGUAUUAUUAUUAUUAUUAUUAUUAUUAUCAACAACAACAACAACAACAACCUCAAAUUAAGCCUUGAUUGGAAGCCCCUUCUUUGGGAUCACUGCAUUAAACACUGAGAAGUAUUUAAAUUGUAUGCACUUAUAAAAUUUGCCUGUUAAAUGAAUUGAUCAUAUUUUAUUUUGUCUGAUUAUCUAUCUAUCUGACAAAAUGUUAUCAUCUAUCUAUCUGUCUGUCUGUCAUCUAUAUCUCUAUCUAUCUAUCUAUCUAUCAUCUAUCUCUAUCUAGCUAUCAUCUAUCUAUCUAUCUAUCUAUCUAUCUAUCAUCUAUCAUCUAUCUAUCUAUGGCUUUGUAAAUGAAUGCAUAUGGCCUCACACACUGAUACAGCUCUUUUACAUACAGCCUAUGAAGAUACAAGUUAUGUGUGUGCAAGCUUUGCCCCUGCACAGAACUGUCUCUGCAUUUUUGCUGGGUAGAGAUUGCAGGACCAACGGCUAUGUGUGUUCAUUUUGUCUGCAUGCAGGCUCUCUGUGGAAAAGCUGGACAAUCUGUGAAUGAUGAGGGGACAGGAGCAAUGGACACAAUCUCAGCCAUAGAUGCCUGUCUGGGGGCCAAGGCUCUUUGGGCCCUCUCAGUGUUUAUUUUUAGGGAGUCAGGGCCCCUCAUUGUUUGAGGCCAAAUGCAGAACUGGAUGUGAAGUGAUGGCACCUCUGAUCUCAGCCCCCAAUGCACUGAGCACCCCCUGUUUGGUCAAUUGAACAAAUCUCUAGUAGGAAGCAUCCAGUUGCAAAGGAACUUCAUUGUGCAAUACAUGCCUCCCCACAAAGUGUUACAUUUGGACGAUAUCUGGCCUACUGAAAGCUUAAUCCAGGCAUAGGCAAACUCGGUUCGCCAGAUGUUUUCGGACUACAACUCCCAUCAUCCCUAGCUAACAGGACCAGUGGUAAAGCGAUGAUGGGAAUUGUAGUCUCAAAACAUCUGGAGGGCCGAGUUUGCCUAUGCAUUUAGUUUCUGAAAGCAACUUUGUGUUUUACAUCUGUCUCCCAUUGCUUGUUUGCUUUUCACGGUUUCUGUACCACACAGGACAUGAAGACUUUGGAUAAAGGAAUACGUGCUUGGCAUGUAUACGUGGGAUUAGAGUCAACAGUUAAGAAUUUGUUAACCUCCUUGAGAGCAGUGAAUGAACUUCAGAACCCUGCCGUUCGGAAAAGACACUGGCAACAACUUAUGGCUGCGACAGGGGUAUAGCUUUUUGGCUUCGUACACUGGAACUGUGUGCACACAAAUGCCAUGUCUUUUCCUGAGCUGCAAAUGACUUUUCUUUUCAAUUUCGUUUCCCAGGUCUGCUUUGUCAUGAACGAAGACACUACACUAGGGGACCUUUUAGCUCUCCAGCUCCACAGGGUAGAAGAUGAAGUGAAACAUAUUGUGGAUAAAGCUGUGAAAGAAAUGGCAAUAGAAAAAGUAGGCCACAGUUAAUGUAUUAUAAGUAACAGCUGCUUUCGUAGGAAAUAGUCAACCGUCCUAAUGACACUGAAGUCAGGGGCGUGAUGUGCAUAUAGUGUUAACAGAACCAGGGCUGCACUCGUGGAACCGAUUUGUUUUCUUUUUCCAUAGGCACUCAUGGAAAUCAACCAGACAUGGGGUGUUAUGGAUUUCUCCUAUGAAGAACAUCACAGCACAGGCACACCAUUGUUGAAAUCCGAUGAAAACCUUAUAGAAACACUAGAAGACAACCAGGUGAUGGCUUGUUCUGAAUGUUUUCUCCAAGGCAUUAUGUAGCACGCCUGCCAACUAUUUAGAGUCAUUAAUCCAACUCUCUGAGCAUUUUGGAGGCCCAUGCAGAACUUUGUGUGUGUGGCCUUUUCAAUUCUAGCCCUUAUUUUCCAGAAGCAGUCGAUGUAUUGUGUCGAACGCAAAGUACAUAACCCGUUAUUGUUCCAAACAAUAGGCAUGAGCAAGAGAUGAGUGUUGCAGUGAGCUGCUCCCUCCAGCAUCUCAGGGAAGACUUCGAAGUUCUGUGGGUGAACCACAUUAGCGUGAUUGUAAGUCGUUGGAUGGGAUCCCGUGAGAGUUCAUUUAAACAGAAACAAUGCCUUCUAAUAUUUCCAUGCACUUUUUAAGAAUACAUACAAAACAACGCAAAUAGUUCUUUUUAUAUUAGAUAUUAAAUUGUUUUAACCCACAUCACAACCCUCCUGAUUUUCCAGAGUUUUUAAUUUUUGUCAAGUCAAAACAAAUUUUAAAAAUGCAGUGGAUCUUUAUGAAUGCAUAUUAUCUGCAAGAGAUCAUAGUGCUACACUUGGCACCACACAUGCUACAGCAGGGGUCAGCAAACUUUUUCAGCAGGGGGCCGGUUCACUGUCCCUCAGACCUUGUGGGGGGCCGGACUAUAUUGGGGGGGGGAAUGAACGAAUUCCUAUGCCCCACAAAUAACCCAGAAUUGCAUUUUAAAUAAAAACACACAUUCUACUCAUGUAAAAACACCAGGCAGGCCCCACAAAUAACCCAGAGAUGCAUUUUAAAUAAAAGGGCACAUUCUACUCAUGUAAAAAUACACUGAUUCCCGGACCGUCCGCAGGCCAGAUUUAGAAGGCGAUUGGGCCGGAUCCGGCCCCCGGGCCUUAGUUUGCCUACCCAUGUCCUACAUGAAUGAUUGGUUCUUGUUCUCUGGUUCUAUCGGGUCCACCACACUUUUCAACAUCUUUUUGAUGGCAUUUCUUUUGGGAGGUACUAAACAUGAAAUUGAUCUCAGGAGUUUAAAAUCUGUUUAUAUAUCCUGCCUUUUCAAAAUCUUGAGUCAAAUUUAAAAACAAUUAAAAAACGCAAUGAAACGCAAUCAAAAGUGCUAUUCAGAGGGAGAAAGGGGGUAGGGAAAGCUUUUAAAAUAAACAAACAAACAAACAAAAUAUUCUAGUCUAAUUGGUACACUUAGACAAUCUGUGAUGACAACAUUUAUAGGUAAACAGAAACUGGCAAUAAUUUGUACACAUUCCAGUUUGGUUGGUCUGUACCCAGAACUAUUACUUAUGCUUCAGGUGUUCGUCCUGCGGCAACUUAGAGGAGGGCUUUCUCUGUGAUGUCCCCUGAUCUCUGAAAUAAACUCUCCGUUCAGAUAUGGCAGGCACAUACUGUGGUGAUUUUCCACUGGCUGUGAAAAAAACCAAUUUGCUCAAGCUUUCCAUUUCUUUUGAAUCAUUAGAAUCAGUGCUUUCCCCCUUAAAAAAUGUUUAGAGGUACUCUCAUUGUCCUAUUCAUAUUGAAAUACUGCCCCUCAACGAUUCACAAAAUGUUUAGGGGUAUGCGUACCCCUGCUUCCCCCCAGAAAAUAAUGCACUGAUUAGAAUCAAUGGCAGUUUAUAGGUACUGCAGUUCUUAGGGCUAUUAAAAAAAGCACAACCACAGUGUGUUCUCAUUGAACUGAUUGAUGCAAAUUGCAUUCUGGACCCAUUCACAAGAAUGACUUUUAUGAGGCUGUCACUGAGGUAGCUGCAAAAAAAUGAUGCCAUGGGUUGAGAAAACUGGCAGUAAUUAAAUGCUGAGUCACUACUUUACUGUGUCAAGUUAUUGACAGGUUGACUUCAGUAAACUAAGCACACACUAGUUAAGUGGAGUGCUUGCAAAUGCUUCAGGAAAAAAGAAAUUCUGAUGUUCAGGCAUGACUGCUGAUGCUUACAAAAAAGAAUCCUUAGAAAAAAUAUAAGGGGAGACACUUCUCCCCCCCCCAAAAAAAAUAACCUAAUGAGUGACCAUAAAAUUCUGGCUGACUUGGGGAAAAGGAAUGAUAAACCAUGUGGGAGGGGAAAUAGAAUACAGUGGUACCUUAGCUGUCGAACUUAAUCCAUUCUGGGAGUCCGUUCGACUCCCGAAAUGGUUUGAAAACCAAGGGGCGGCUUCUGAUUGGCUGCAGGAGCUUCCUGCACUCAAUCAGAAGCUGUGGAAUCUGUGCUGGAUGUUCGACUUCCAAAAAAUGUUCACAAACUGGAACUCUCACUUCCGGGUUUGUGGCGUUCGUGAACCAAGCCAUUCGACAAUCAAGGUACCACUGUAGAAUAUUGUGGAGAUGGGUAUGGCUGAAUGGGAAUACUUCGCACUACAGUAAUGGUUGCAGGUUCCACUUUUCUUCAUAAUCAUAGUAGUUAAAAUAAGCAUGUAAGUACUGAAGAGCUCAGAGGAGUCCGUCUUUCCUAUUAUGCCCUCCUGGCACUCAGUUCAGCACCAGAACAGGCUGGAGGGUCCGGGGUGGAGGGUUUGGUGUAUAAAAAUUCUCUCUCUCUGUCUCCAGGCUCCUGGUCUGUUUAUGUGCUGAUCUGGACUGUCUGUGUUAGCAGAAUGUGCUGGCGAUUCUUCUCACUCAACUGCUCAUCAGUCUCCCAGUCUGAGCUGAUUGAAGUGGUAUCGUUGCUGAGGAGUCCCAGGGCGAUUGUCUUGGGGGAAUCUCAGGGUUUAUGCUGAGACCACUUGGAUAUGGGGUGUUUGGCUGCCAUGACUAGCAUAGGACUACCCCAAUAUAUCACCAGCCCAAGACAAGUAGCAGGUCUAAAGUGGGGUUUUUGCAACUCCUCCUUUGUCAUAGUCAGAUGACUUCCUGCUGAGUUUUUGACUUGUGUCAGUUUGUUCCUUCUGCAGGGCGAGGGAUCUGUUAAGACAGGCCAUCCCUACAGAGGCUGGUGGAUUAUAAAGAGCUUUGUGAGAUUCCUGUGCUGGCAUGGUUGUGAAAUGUAGGGUGAUCUGGGAAAUUGUUAAUUGUUCCUUGGCGUUUUCCCCUGCUAGGCAGAGCCAAUACAAUUCUUUGGUGCAGGGCAAGUUGAGGACAACGAAAGGAGUUGAGAGGCAACUAGAAUACAAGUGGAGGAAAACUCAUUUUCAAGCCUUGUUCCACAGCAGUUAUGGUGCUGAAGUAUCAAUUCUUUUCCACUAGCCACCAUUGCAUCCUCUCAGUAUUUCCCAGUGGACCUUUCCUAAGUGGUUUGAGGCCUCUUAAGCUCUGGCCCUUUGGAUGGUGUAGCAGAGCCCUCAGUGGCAUGUUAUGACACAUGUAAGAGUCAUUUUGAGGGUACAAUUGUUUGCAUCCACCACAACUUAGAUUCCACAGUUGUUGCAGUUCAUCUGUGGAGAUGGCCAUUAUGCUGUCUGGUCCCAUAUUGUUGGAUGAAUUUCAGUAAUUUGGACUCUGGCAGAUGGACUUGGGGUUCGGUCAUGAUCGUGUGACAAUGUUUUUGCUUGUCAUUCUAGCAGGAAGAGGAUGACUUGCAGACUUAGGGAACUGGGCCUAGUUACCCAUGGAGGACACUGAUUUUCUAAAUCCAUUUCAGUUGGAGUUCAGGCCUGGUUUUGUCACUAAAACCAUCUUGGUUGUCCUCUGGGAAGAGUGGCAAGAGGAAUGUAACCCAAAUGAUGCUCAUUGUUUAAAUUAGGGAUGGGAGGAAAUAAUGUUUCAAUGCAAAAUUUCCUGAAUCGGUAAGUGAACUGAAUCACAGCUAACAUUCCAAAGGUUCACCUUUCUGAAUUUUGUCCUGUAGUUCUCCCACCAGAAAGUGAAUAUUAUCUACAAAACUACAGUUUAUUAGCAAAAAAUAUUUGUGGGCGUGUGUAUUAUUAGACAAAAUUGCGCACAAAAUACAUACAUUGGGAGAAAUGCGCAUUAAAAUCUAUAUGAAUUUUCAUGUGGACUUCUUAAAUGUGGAAAUGGGGCAAAUAGUAAACUUUGAAAAAUGAGAAGCAGAGAGAAAACAAAACUGACAGACUCAUUCACUCCUAGUCUUAACCUUGGAUGUACAUUGGUCAUUUAUAACAUUAGAAAUGUGUUAUUAAAAUGUGACACCAGAGGGCGCUGUAGAGCAGCGAGCCCUCAACAGAGGAAAAUUGCAUUGAGAGUUAUAUAAUGUUACAUUUAAUAACAUUUUUACAGAUCAAUGUAGAUCCUGCCCUUGUUUAUAUUUGAUAUAUAUUAUAGAACCUAGUUAAAUCAUUUUAAGAGGCAACUAAUAAAUAUAAAUUGCAAAUUAAUAAAUACCGUACAUGGCUGUAUUCAAAUAUUGUUGCAGGUGCUGCUUCAGAACAUCCUGAUGAGUAAAUAUGUGGAAUAUUUCCUGGUGGAGGUCAGUAGCUGGCAAAAGAUCUUAAUGGUAGCAGACAUGGUAAUUGCACUGUGGCUGGAAGUGCAGCAAACCUGGGCUCAUCUCCAGAGUAUUUUCACCAAUUCUGAGGAUAUACGGAAGCAGCUUUCAGAAGAUGCUAAAAGAUUUGAGGGGAUUGAUAAGGAUUUCAAGGUAUGAACAAGCAUCUCAAUCUUUUCUUCUCCAUAAACUAUGUGAGAGAGAAAAGAAUGAAGACUUAUCUCAAAUUCAAACCUUAAAGUCCUCGCAGUUGGUUUGUUCUGCAGUUUGUAAUUCAUCUCUUCUGGCAUGCACAUAUACUUUAGUCCAGUGUUCCCCAACCUUGGGCCUCCAGCUGUUUUUGGACUACAAUUCCCAUCAUCCUUGACCACUGGCCUUGCUAGCGAGGGAUGAUGGGAGUUGUAGUCCAAAAACAGCUGGAGGCCCAAGGUUGGGGAACACUGCUUUAGUCCAAUUAAGCUCUAAUUAACAGGGGAACCUCUGCUUCUUAAUGGUGGUGUAGGAGGGUAUUCGCCAGGCAAAGUGCUUUUGCACUCAGCGCCUCCCUGGCCCCCGCAUUCCAUGCCAGAGCGAGAACCAGGUAAUGAGACAGACUGCGAGUGAAGCCUGUUCCGCCCCCCCCCCGGGGAAUUUGCAAUAAUGAUUUACCCUCUAUCAUCCUUGUUUUUCCAUCGCCUACACUCUCCCGCUGCCAUGGGGGCUGCUGCCAUUAAGGCAGACUGGAACCAGAAGCCUGCAAUUUUUAUCUCCCUUAAACUCUAUAGCUGCUGAAUUUUUAGAGGCUAUUGAAUUGUCACUCAUCUGGUCACAUUUGGUCAUCAAGAGUCACUUUCAAGCAGUUGUGCAGAAAUACUUUUGUAUAAUGGACAGAACUAGCUUUUGUUUCAAGUUUUUAAUGUGACACGUUUCUUACAUAAAUACAAAUUCCAAGGGGUAGUCAUGUUGAUCUGGUGACAGCUUAAAGACUGUCUUCAAAGCUGUGUUACUAUUAUAAUAAUAAACUGUGAGGAGAACCUGAGCUUACAGGGUUAAACAGCUCAGAGUGUACGCUCUGCCUACUGUUGGGAGGGAACUUCUACGUCAGUUCCGAGAGACUAAAGUCUUUGUUCUGUCUCUCUACUUUCGCUUUUGAGGAGAAAGAACGUGUUUUCGCGAUGCUGUUCGCUGUGAUAGAUAAUGGAUAGCCUGCUGUAAAUAAAACUGCUUUUAGCUGCUAAGAUCCUGUGUGGACUUUAUUUAAGCACACUGAAGAAUGCACUGGAGUUUUUGCAGUUUCCUCUUGCCGCUGUUGAUCUCUGCUAUGCUUUGCUCAGAAGCAUCGGAAUGCGGACUUUUGGAAUGCAGAGCUGCGAUGGGAAGUGUGCCGGACCUCAGGCUUAUCUGAGCAAUAAAUCAAUAUUAUCUAACAUAAACUACUGUAUAUGAAGUUGAAUGCUGAAUAUGCAUCUCUUUACCCUGGCCUCUCUGGGACGCGGGUGGCGCUGUGGGUUAAACCACAGAGCCUAGGACUUGCCGAUCAGAAGAUUGGCAGUUCGAAUCCCCGCGAUGGGGUGAGCUCCCGUUGCUCGGUCCCUGCUCCUCCCAACCUAGCAGUUCAAAAGCACGUCAAAGUUCAAGUAGAUAAAUAGGCACCGCUCCGGCGGGAAGGUAAACGGCAUUUCCGUGCGCUGCUCUGGUUCGCCAGAAGCAGCUUAGUCAUACUGGCCACAUGACCUGGAAGCUGUACGCCGGCUCCCUCGGCCAUUAAAGCGAGAUGAGCGCCGCAACCCCAGAGUCGGUCACGACUGGACCUAAUGGUCAGGGGUCCCUUUACCUUUACCCUGGCCUCUCACACUUGAGAUGUGUGUGUUUUGUACCCACUCUAGUCCCAUGAUGGUAAUUUGUUUUAAUUACUUUAAAAUUCUGAAUUAUUAUUAUUUUUUUUGUAUCCCACCUUGGAACCAAUUACUACUACUACUAUUACUAAAUCAAAUCAAAUACCUUUAUUGGCAUCACUUACUACUACUAUUAUUCAACCUCUUUGCCCAGAUCCUUUCUCACAAUUAACCACAUAAAGCGGGUAAUUCUAACAGACAUUUUUUUUCAGACUAAAUAUGACUUAGCCAGAUUGUCUUAAAUUCACAUUCAUGGCUGAGCAGAGAUUUUUACCCUCUCCCCUAUGCAAAUGCAACACUCCGCUUGAAAUGCCCUGUUGACUCUCAAAAAGAAGCUCCAUCCCACUUUGAAAUAUUAUUUUCAUUUCCUUCUGCUUUUCCUCCCUCUUGGUUGUUCAGGAACUUAUGGCUGAGGUGGUGAAGGCAAAAAAAGUCAUAGAAGUAACAAACCAGAUGGGAUUACUUGGAAAACUGGAAGUUCUUCAACAAAGGUUUGACUUAAAUGGAUCUAAGGCUUACUUAUGGAAGUAUACAUCUGAACAGGGUUCUAAAAGCCCUUUUUCUGGGAAGGAGGGGAGAAUAUUUGUUGCUAUAAUUGAAAAUCAAAACCCUUGCUGAUCUACUGCAAACCACUCAGUGAUCUGCCAGCAAUUUAUCUUCUGCAAGAUAGAUUAUGGGUACAGUUAUACCUCGGGUUGAAGUAGCUUCAAGUUAAGUAUUUUGAGUUGCGCACCGCUGCAACCGGGAAGUAAUGGAGCAUGUUACUUUCGGGUUUCGCCGCUCGCGCAUGAACAGAUGCUCAAAAUGACGUCACGCACAUGCACAGAAGCAGCGAAACGCGACCCGCAGACGUGCAGUCGCAUCUUAUGUUUACUUCAGGAUGCGAAUGGGGCUCUGGAACAGAUCCCGUUCGCAUCCAGAGGUACCACUGUAUUUGACUCCAGUGACUACCUCACUGGCAAUUCUAAUUUAUGUUAGAAAUCAUUUUCUUUCUUUCUUUUACAUUUGUGGACUUUGUUUUUCAGGCUCACACUUUGUGAGAAAUCCUUAGCAGAUUACUUAGAUGCCAAGAGACUCACCUUUCCAAGAUUCUAUUUUGUCUCUGCAGUGGAUUUGUUAGAAAUCAUCUCUAAAGGAACGCAUCCCAAGCAGGUAUUUUUCUUUUUCUCCCACUGACAUUGUUUGCUUUGCUAAUUCUUGAUGGCAGCAAACUGAAGCCAUAACAUUAUUAACUUUGUAACCCUGGUCAACAGAUUACAAGGCACUUGGUGAAGCUCUUUGACAAUGUGGCCGACCUUAAAUUUGAAGAGGACACAAACACUGAAAUACAAAUGGCCAUAGGGAUGUACAGCAGAGAAGGAGAGUUUGUGGUCUUCUCGGAGCCCUGUUUCUGCAAGGGGCAGGUAAAUCCAGAGGCAGAGAGCAAGCCAGGAGAAGGGUAUCAUAUCUGGAUCUGGAGUUGAGAACAAUUAGCUUAGCAAAGUCCACAGCAAGUCAGUGCAAAUCAAGUAUUUUAUUUUGUUUUGUUUUGUUUUAUUUAUGUAUUUUAUUUUAUUUUUAAAAUAAAAUAAAAUAAAAGGAAGGUCAGAAGCAGUUGGGAAGCGUAGCCAAUAUGUUUUUAAUACAUGGUUGGAAGAAAAAUUAGUAAGGAAAGAUAAUAAGAAUAUAUAGAUGAUUUGAGAAGGUUGUAGAAUGCAAAGAUUAUUGUAAAUUGUAUAAUGUGGAGGAAAUCGAGUGGGGGCAGAGGGAAGAGGGAGGAAGGAGAAAAGAAUAAUAUGAUAGAUUGAGGAAAUAGAAAUGUAAAUGUAUGGGGGGAUGGGGAGGAAAUGGUGUUGGCUUUGGUACAUCGGUAUUGUAAAGUAAUAUGUGAAAACUAAUUAAAAUAUAUAUAUAUAUGUUUUUAAUACAGUGGUACCUCGGGUUACAUAUGCUUCAGGUUACAGAUGCUUCAGGUUACAGACUCCGCUAACGCAGAAAUAGUACCUUGGGUUAAGAACUUUGCUUCAGGAUGAGAACAGAAAUUGCACGGCGGCAGUGGGAGGCCCCAUUAGCUAAAGUGGUGCUUCAGGUUAAGAACAGUUUCAGGUUAAGAACGGACCUCCGGAACGAAUUAAGUACUUAACCCAAGGUACCACAGUACUGUGUUGAUCAGUCUGCCAGCAGCCUCUUCCUGCAUCUCUUUAAGGGCUUUUGGAAGUCUAGGUCCAAGGAAAGCAGGGGAACUUGCAAUCUCACUCAGCCUUUGGCAUUCCAAAAAACAGGACCUUGUGUGAACUGUCAUUGAUAGGCACCACCUAAAAGCACAGAGUCCUAGAACCUCAGAAUUGGAGAGGAGCUCCCCCUAUUGUCAAGCACAGGGGGAGUGAAUGGGGGGGCAUGCAGGAAUUACUGAGGCUAAGGACAUAUCUGAAUGAAUGAUUUCCCUUCUAUUCCUUUGGCUGUGUACGUUGUAUGAAAAAGGCACAAAACAUAGCUGUCAACCGUCCCUUAUUUGGUGGGAAACUCCCUUAUCCCAGCGUCGUUUCCCACUUCUGUCCCUGAUUGAUGAUGUCCCAUAAAUUUCCCGGGUUUCAAAGGAAGCAGCUCCUCUCCCUCCCUCCCUCCCUCCCUGCCGGCCAGGGAGGAGGGAGGCUCCAACUGUGUUGCUUGGCUGCGUUGCUCAUCCAAUAAGGAGUCUAAGAACGAGUGGGGGGUGGAGCUUGCAUGCCUUGUGCCAAUCAAAUCGGCUGCAUUGCCUGGGGACUCGCCUUUGCUCAGCGCUUCCCAGCAGAGAGGUGACAGUGGUUUUCCCUGCUGCAUCCCCUUUGCCGGGUUGCUGCGCUGUGGGAACCACCGCUUGAGGCUUCGUUUGGCUGCUGGUUGACUAAAAUCCCUUAUUUUGGCUGCUGAUCCCUUAUUUUCGAGGCUGCUGGACCCUUAUUUUCAAAUCUGUAAGUUGACAGCUAUGGCACGAAAGCACGUUAAAAAGAAGUGGGCUUUUCUACUGCUUGACUCCAUAAUAUCAGUGUACCUGUCUACAUGCUUCAGGCAGAAUGCUGGUUAAGCUCCUUAGAGGAGGCCAUGCACAGGACAGUCAAGCAGAAGAUAAUGGAAGCUGUGGCAGCCUACGAGGAUAAGUCCCGAGACCAGUGGCUGUUUGACUUCCCGGCCCAAGUGGCGUUAACCAGCAGUCAAAUCUGGUGGGCAGCUGAUGUCAGAAUGGCUUUUGACCGGCUCGAGGAAGGCUUUGAAACGGCCUUGAAAGAUUACAAUCGCAAACAGGCAAGUGCAAUAGCCCUCGAAAGGGGAGCAUGUGUAACGUGCCACAAAACCCACAGCUUGCAACACAAAUGUCCCAGCAUCAGCCCCAGAAAUAGCCUUUGCUGCUGACAGUUUAUUGUUGUUGUUGUUUAGUUGUUUAGUCGUGUCCGACUCUUCGUGACCCCAUGGACCAGAGCACGCCAGGCACUCCUGUCUUCCACUGCCUCCCGCAGUUUGGUCAAACUCAUGCUGGUAGCUUCAAGAACACUGUCCAACCAUCUCGUCCUCUGUCAUCCCCUUCUCCUUGUGCCCUCCAUCUUUCCCAACAUUAGGGUCUUUUCCAGGGAGUCUUCUCUUCUCAUGAGGUGGCCAAAGUAUUGGAGCCUCAGCUUUAGGAUCUGUCCUUCCAGUGAGCACUCAGGGCUGAUUUCCUUCAGAAUGAAUAGGUUUAAUCUUCUUGCAGUCCAUGGGACUCUCAAGAGUUUCCUCCAGCACCUAUUAUUAUUAUUAUUAUUAUUAUUAUUAUUAUUAAUAUUUAUGGCACACAGACACAAAAAUGAAUAUGGCAGUGCACGCAUAAAAACAAUACUACAAGGGCAUCAAUACAAACAUUAGAAAAAACUGGUUGGUAAAAAUUUCGUGUCCCAAAGGCUUGUCUGAACUCAGUACAGUUUGUAAAAAACUCUAAAAGAAAGCAUGUCAGUAUUCUGUUGGCAGCAAGCUCCACAGGGGAUGGCCUGCCACACUAGUUAUGAGGGACCUCUGAAUUUGCGAAAUAUUCAGCAGUAUUCAAGUUCCUUUCAACAAAUACAUGAAUAAAAGUGGGCUCCAUCAAAAGAUCUCAGUGGCUGGAGGUGGAGCAGAUCCCAGGUGUCCUUUCCAAGUGGGAGUUCACAUCCACUUAUGGCUUCUCCUCCUCACUAUCUGAUAAACCGCACAAACACAGAAGGGGAAGAAGAAGGCAUAAAACACAGCCUCCCUGCUCUGUGGGGCUGCAUAGAGCAGGGGUCGGCAAAUUUUUCAGCAGGGGGCCGGUCCACUGUCCCUCAGACCAUGUGGGGGGCUGGACUAUAUUUUUUGGGGGGAAAUGAAUGAAUUCCUAUGCACACUAUGCACACCAGGAGGGCCCCACAAAUAACGCACAGGUGCAUUUUAAAAGGACACGUUCCAUGCAAGAGCACCAGGCAGGCCAGACAGUAUCGUGGAUGAUAAAAAUUUGAAAAAAUUCUUACCUGCACUGAUGAUAGUCAUUGUUUGGAUGGGGGGGUCCUUUCCUGGGUUUGGUGCUUCGUUGUGACCUCCUGGGCCUCCUGCUGCCGGACCUCUUCCACGCUUUGGGGGUGUGAUGGGGGCCCUCUCGCUGGCAGCGGAGGCUGAAUCACCGCCGCGCUGGCGGCGAGGUGAGCUCCGGACUGUAGGAGGGUCUCCAGAGGCCAGAUCGCCGCCACGCAGCCAGCGGGGAGAGCUCCUGCCUGUUCUCCCCGCCCUCUCUCUUUUCUGUCCCCCCAUAAAUCUCUCACCUCCUCCCCUGCCCCGGAUGGUGCCUCUUUUCCCACCAGCGGCAUCUCCAUCUCCUCCUUUUCCUCCUUCUACACCUCCUGAAGGAGGACUUUGUGUGAGAACGAGCAGCAGAUUCUCUCUCUCUUGUCUUUUUCCCCAGGAAGCUCAGACAGUGGCCGGGCCGGGUUAACGACCCUUGCGGGCCUCAUUCAGCCUGUGGACCAUAGUUUGCUGACCCCUGGCCUAGAGCAUACACAGCCCUUCUUACAACAAGGGUUCCAGAGUCACCCGGGGAGCGAGAGGGAGCCUUUUGCCUAGUCGCCAAGGAUAUGCAACAACGGCAGAUACACCCUGAUAGUAGCCAUUGUCUAGUGCUCUGCAAUGGGCAUGGGACUAGGAAGCAGGAGAGGGGAGUUUAAGCCUUACCAGAGGGAUAAGAGAGAUGGUUCCACUCACCUUUCCCAUGCCUGCAAAGGAGAGAGACUUCCUGGACUCGAAGCCACAGUGCAGACCACCUAACCACCACCACCAGAGCCGCUCGUAGUAGCAGACAGUCAUCAGACACAUUCGUUCACCUUUAAAUGCAAACUGAAUCUAAUUUCUCCCUUUUUCCUAGACAGUAGUGGCAUUCCACUGACAUGAUAGGCUUCUGCCCAAUUCUACAGCACCUCAACCUUCAGAUCUUAAGCAUAUGAUUGUACUCCUAAUGCAGCAGAAUAAAGGAACACAAUCCUCUCCCCCUCUCUUAAUUUUGAUAAAGGAGUUUAAAUAACAAAGCACAGUUUGGCUAAUACGGAUUGUUUUUCUAAAAUGCCGUAUGAUACGUGCUAUAUUUCAACCUCUUAAUAAUUCCAUCACACUGAACACGAAAGCAAAUGCAGUACAAAUGAGUCUGCCCACCAGUAUUUAAUUCAUAUUGGAAUAAAAGUAAUGGCUACUAGCUGAAAAGUGUAUCUUUGUUAUUAAGGAAGCAAAUUACAAUUACGAGAAAACAAUACCACUAUUAGUUUGCAAAAGUUAUUUGCGUUGAUUAAAAGCACCAAUAAGUAUGCCUUGCUACCAGAACUGCUCCAUUUAGCACUUGACAUAUAAUAGGUUUUUUUCCCUUCACAGUGUAAUAUCUCCAUUGAAAUAUAAUUAUUUUGCAGAUUGCUCAACUGAACGCCCUUAUAAACAUGCUGUUAGGGGAACUCACCCCUGGAGAUCGUCAGAAGAUCAUGACAAUAUGCACAAUUGAUGUACAUGCUAGAGAUGUUGUAGCCAAGCUUAUAGCACAGAAGGUAAUUUGUUGCAGAGCAAUUACCCUAAUGCAUUUUUAAAAGCAUAAGAUAAAGAAUAAUUUCAUUUGUUGAAAAGAUUUCGGGUUGCUUAUGUAUAAUGAUGACAGAAUAUUUUGAUCCAGUCAAUUUCUGUCCUUUUUCUUUCGAUUCAGGACUGAAGAUAAUUGCAUUUACCAGUUGAAAAAAUGCUAUUUAAAUAUAUAUAGAUAUGUGUGUGUUUGUCCAAAUGUUUAAAGUGUCUUAUUAAAAAUGUAUGCUAUAAAGUGACAGCAGGUUCUCAGCGAUCUGUCCCAGACCUGUUAAAUGUUACCAUGAAAAUGUGCAUUUAUUCCAGCUGGCUUUGCGAUUUAAAUUGUAUAAAAUACUAUGAUUGGAUAUUAAUUUGGCAGAGUACUUUCUCUUCUCUUCUUUUAGUGCAUUGUUGGCUGCCCACCCCCCACCCGGCAAGACGUCAAUGAUAACUUAAAAGCUCCUUCUAGGCCUCACUCAAAAUGUGUGUAUGCUCUGUGUACCAACAGCUUAGUGGUAAAGCUCAUGUCUUGCACGCAGAAGGCAAUUACAGCUUUGGGUUUUCUUUUUUAGGGAGGUGGGUGAGCAAGAUGCUCUCAGUAGGCUGCACUUAGGAAUGGCUCUCUUACUAGGCAGAGUGAUGCAGCAGAUGCUGAGAGAAGUAGAGACCGGACGGAGGGGCAUGUACCAUGCAGCUUCUUAUAAGGACUGGGUGGCACUGUGGUCUAAACCACUGAGCCUCUUGAACUUGCUGAUCGGAAGGUCGGCAGUUUGAUGGAGUGAGCUACCAUUGCUCUGUACCAGCUUCUGCCAACCUAGCAGUUCAAAAGCAUGCCAGUGCAAGUACAGUGGUACCUUGGGUUACAUACGCUUCAUGUUACAUACGCUUCAGGUUACAGACUCCGCUAGCCCUGAAAUAAUACCUUGGGUUAAGAACUUUGCUUCAGGAUGAGAACAGAAAUCGCGCGGCAGCAGCGGGAGGCCCCAUUAGCUAAAGUGGUGCUUCAGGUUAAGAACAGUUUCAGGUUAAGAACGGACCUCUGGAACGAAUUAAGUACUUAACCCGAGGUACCACUGUAGAUAAAUAGGUAGUGCUGCGGUGGGAAGGUAAACAGCAUUUCCAUGCGCUCUGGCACUUGUCAUGAUGUUCUGUUGUGCCAGAAGCAGUUUAGUCAUGGUGGCCACAUGACCCAGAAAGCUGUCUGUGGACAAACACCGGCUCCCUCAGCCUGAAGCGAGAUGAGCGCCGCACCCCAUAGUUGCCUUUGACUGGUUUAACCAUCCAGGGGUCCUUUACCUUUAUUACCUUCCAUUCAGCCUUCUGUGGGCCUCCUAAGCUAGCCUGCCAUCCUCAAGUGUGAUGGAGGACUCUGCCCUAUUGCCAGUGUUGAAGUAAGAUUCUACUGUCAGUCUAGUCAGCUACUGUAUAUGGAAUGGAGGUGGAAUCAUAUUGCCCUUCUCCCCAGGGAACAAACGUCUUGCCAGCGCCCUUCCCCAUCUCCCUUGGUUCCCUUCUGUAACUACUUUCCACUAUCCCUCUGACCCAAUCUGCAACACUUCCCAGAGGGAGAAAGGAAGGGAAGUAGCAGCUUCCCUUCCUCUUCCAUGCUCUUUUCACUGCUUAGGUAGGUGAAGAGGCAACAAUAGCAGAGGGGAAGCAGGACUCAGGCUCUGGAGGUCAGCAAAGGAACCCCUUCUGUGGUGUGUGACUUGGCAGUGCCAAAUCUUCAUGAUGGACCUGUCAGAACCAAACCCCACCCCUUCCAGCUGAAUCCCUUGAAUCUCCAGUUUCAAAGAUAUUUUCUGCUAGUCAAAGUAGUUAGUACUAGAUUUGACAGUCCAGUCAUUUGGCUCAGCAUAAAGCCGAUUCAUACGGCCAGGUUUGGUUCCUGAUUUUCAAUACUGUGAAGCUAAGUGGUACCUUGGUUGUCGGACUUAAUCCGUUCUAGGAGUCUGUUCGACUCCCAGAACCAUUCGAAAACCAAGGCACAGCUCCCAAUUGGCUGCAGGAGCUUCCUGCACCCAAUUGGAAGCCACGGAAGCCACGUCGGAUGUCCGGCUUCCGAAAAAUAUUCGCAAACUGGAGCAUUCGCUUCUGGGUUUGGGAGCAGAUUUGUUCAGGAGCCAAGCCGUUCAAGAACCAAGGUACCACUGUAUCUUUGAAAGACAUGGGAGAAUCAAGGAACGUGGUGGCUAAUUACACAUCACCAAAAAAGAGGAAAUGAUACACUGUAAAAGAGAGCAAAAGACCAGAUAGGUUUGCAUAAAAGCUGCGUAUGAUAAUUUAUACAUGCAAAUUUCAAAAAAACAACAACCAAUAAUUUAAAUAUAAAUACAGUAGAUCUCACUCUAAUGGGGAUGCCUGAGACCAGGUGAGCUAUGUUCCUGCUCAGUCUGUUGGUGGGCAACUUCAAAUCUGCUUCUCUCCCAUCAUUUUGUUUAUCUUUAAACCAGGUAGCCUUCAAAUAGAAGGUACCUUCAAAUAACGUCCUCUAUGAAGUAGGACACAUGACCAUCCUACUCAAGAACCUGCAUUGUUAGUUGCCCAACACGAUGUCUCAAUUUAAUACAUUGGCAUAGAGAUGGAGGGGUUGAAUGUUUGGAAGGCUUCCCAACCUAUGGUGCGACUUCAUAAGCGGCGUAUCGAUUCAUCAGCUGGUCUAUGUCAAAACUGCAAAGGGAGAAUCAGAUAGCAGAAAGGGCCAUAGCCCAGUGGUGGAGGCGAGCAUCUGCUUUGGUCCCAAAUUCAAUCCAUGGCAUCUCCCAAGAGGACUGAGGAAGACCCUGGAGUGCCAUUGCCAGUCAGGACUGAGCUAGAUGGACCAAUGUUUCUGACUUGGGAUAUGGCAGCACCCUAUGCUCCUAACCCAGUUCUCCAUGGAGGGUGUAUUUGCGUGGAAUGUUAAACCUGCCAUAGAGUUUGUUAGUACAAACUGGGUCCCCACACUCUUCUCCAUUUUCACAGGGCUUGAACAGGGCUCUAGUGCAGUGUUUCUCAACCUGUGGGUGCCCAGAUGUUGUUGGACUACAAUUCCCAUCAUCCCUGACCACUGGUCAUGCUGGCUAGGAAUGAUGGGAGUUGUAGUCCAACAACAUCUGGGGACCCACAGGUUGAGAAACACGGCUCUAGUGGUUUAGGCUACUGCAAUGCGAUGUGCUAAGCAUUUGAGCUCUUGUUGAGGGCAAUAUAUAUUCUGUGUAGCUUGUCUUUAAGGAAGGAAUAUAAGAAAUGGAGAAAAGUAGCUGAGCUUUGUCAAUGGCUUGCCCUUUGCAGAACCAACUGAUGGUUUCAAGAGGUAAAUUGAAUAGCUGUGCCCAAUAAACGUAUGCAAAGAGUGUUUUGUUUUAUUCUGCUUGGUGGCUGGGUCCUACUUAAGCUUCAAGUGUGAGACCAAGGAGCUUAGAGGCCCCUUUAUCUCUACAUUAAACUAUAGGCCACCGGGCUCCACGCAGGGAACUCUGUGGGGGCAGUAGGAUCCCUUUGCCCCUUGCUCUUAUAUAGCAGCCCUGCACUUGAUAAGCUGCUUUUGAAAUUCAGGGGAGUUUCAAAAGCGGAUUAUGUUCAGCCAGCGCAAGAAGCAACUGCGGCCAGAAAGGCUGCAGUCCAGACCACCCUUUUCUCUCCUUACUCUUUGGGCUGUUUCCGAAACAUCUAUUAACCUGUUGCUCUCUUCCUCUUUACAUUUCAGGUUUCCAACGGACAGGCGUUUACUUGGCUAUCGCAGUUGCGCCACAGGUGGGACGAAGAGCAGAGCAAGUGCUUCGUCAACAUUUGUGACGCUCAGUUUCAGUACUUUUACGAAUACCUUGGAAACAGCCCCAGGCUUGUAAUUACGCCACUGACCGACAGGUGAGGACAGUACUGGAACUGGUUGAAGGGAGGCAGUUGUAAGAGAGGUAGGUGGUAGGCCUUCAUGUUCCAUCCUCUUAGAGGUUCUUCGCAAUCUCAUGAUUUGCCAGUGAACAUAUAAGAAUAAAAUAUCGAAAGGUCCAGGACUGUGACGAACAGUGUGGAUAUUCAGAGAGGAGGGCAAUGUUUGCAAUUCCCUUCUUAAAACAGACCAGGGAUGGAGAGCCUGUGGCACUUCAGAUGGUGUUGGACUCCAAUUCCCCCCAGACUCCUUCCCAGCCUGCAUGGCCAAAGGUGAGUUGGGAGUCCAAUGACAUCUAGAGAGCUUCCCCGUCUCUGAAUUCAGGAGGUUUCCUUGUCUUUUCUUAAUGUUGAUCAUUGGGUCUGAAGAAGCAGUGCUGAAUUGGUCCACAAUAGCUGUGUAUUUCAUUUAAAAAAGGAAAAAGAACAUCCCUUUAUUAUUUUAGCAUGGAAUGAAUGCUUUUUGUCCAGGACAAUGGUCCCUUAGACUUGUUAUCUGGCACUCUGUUUAAAAAGAAAGAAAGCGCCUGUGCAGAACUCUUUUAAACAGUUGCUGAAUAAAAAUCGCUUUCCACUGAACAUAAUCAUCUUGUUGUGGUGCAAUGCAUAAUAACAGUUGCAGGGAGAAAAUCUGCAGCAAUUUUGAAUAUUCUUUCCGCCGAAAUUGUUUAUCCACAUUGCCAGAGCCUUUAAGGAAGUACUGAUGUUUUCUGCAUUGUUGGGAGCAGCUGUCUCUGUCUCCUCCUGUGGCUGUCUGCCUGCUAACUAGGCAGAUGGCAGACAGUAGCUGAGGUGUGUCUGCUAUAUACAGGACUAACUUUCCUGGCUAGCAGAAAGCACAGCUGCCAUGCUAUUAUGAUGGUGAUGAUGAUCCUUCUGUAUUUUGAGACAUGGGAAGCCUUGUGUGGAGCCAUGUACUUUGAAGGGGUGAUUAGGGUUUCUUUUUCAAUGCACCGAGUAAGCACUUAAAUAAUCAAGCUGCCAAGUGGCAUGAAAAUAUGGAAAAUUCCUAUUAAUUUACCAUUUUGUGUAAGGAUCAGGCAAGGAAAUAAGCUUCUAAGAAGUGAAUGAGAUUUGUUUGCCACAGGCAUCGGCAUCUUUUGUACUCGGGAUACACAUAUGCACAGAAACACAAAGCAGAGCACAGCCUAGGUGCUCUAAACAGGCAUGGUUGGCCCGCCUAGCGUCAAAAAUCAUAUUUCUUUUCUGGCGUCUUUUCUGCAGAAGAUGAAGGGAGGCCGGGAAUAGUGAGAUCAGGGCAUAAAGAUUAGCUCCAGGAAAGAUUUUUUAAAAAAUAAAAAAGUCAAGACAGGAGAAAGUUUUGACAACAUCUCCAAAAGACAGGAUAUUUUCCAAAGCUGUGUUAUCUGAUGCAUGACACCAAUAAGAAAAAGCUGAUUCUCACAACCUUCAUAAGGAUCAUUUUACAUGGGGGAUAGCUUACACUUUGUUGUUGUUUAGUCGUUUAGUCGUGUCCGACUCUUCGUGACCCCAUGGACCAGAGCACGCCAGGCACUCCUGUCUUCCACUGCCUCCCGCAGUUUGGUCAAACUUUGUCUUUACCAGGCUUGUAAAAGCCUCAUCGUGAUGCAUGCCUCCGACAUACCAUGUAGUAUGUGGCACUUGUUUUUCUGCCUGGCAUUGAGAAUUUCCAUGCCAUUUUGCUACCUACAUUUUGCUGAUCUGGAAAUGUUCCAGGAAGAAUGGCAUAUUGAGCCAUUGUGGUGGUGUGUGAAAGGGAGACGAUACAGAUAAAGAUAAUGGCUUUGGAUGCUAAGUUGCCAUGAGUGGAGCUCUGCUCAUGAGAUGCUCCAGAAGGAAGGAAGGGGUGGGAGGCAGGCAGGUAAUUUCUGCCAGUUUCUCCAGCAGCCCUCUCUUGUCUCCUGAAAAUCUGCUCCACUGGAAGAAUGUGGGAGGUGGUGAGAAAAUUAGAGAAAAAUUGAGCCAGCAGUGAAUGGAAUGUGUGUUUCCUUUGUGAUCUUUAUGAAGGUUGUGGAAGGGCAACAUAGGGUCUAAGCCACAGAAUAGACCAAUCUUUGAUAGGGUUGCAUAUGGGAACAAGAUUUUAUGGGUACUUUGGGUACCUGUUUUGAUAACAGUUGGAUGGUGCUGAAGCUUAGUGAAGAUGAUGUCCACACCUGUUUUCUAGGUGUUGAUUUAUUAGGAGACUCAGAUCCUGUCAUAAUUAUCUAAACCAGACACAACCAUAGAUGGCUAGAUUUCAGGCCAUGAAAAUGAAAAUCUUGUGUGUGGUUUCUAAAGACAAGUAAACUGCUGGAACUGAGAAUAAGAUCAAGAGGACUGCGAGGCAUUUUUUAUUUUAUAUUUUUGCUGUCCAGACUUUCCUAAUUCUUUUUUUCUGCCUUCAUUUAAAAGAAGGUAGGAUUUCUGAAAAAUAUAAUAAAGGGCAGGUUGUGUUGAUGAAGUGAAGAUCAAGCUACCACAAAGAUAAUCACUGAUUAAAUGUUUUCCCUUCAUUUGCUCUGUCUCCAAGCAAACCCAUUUUCCAUGUCAGGAAACGAUCCCCAUUAGUGCUCAAGUUUGAAUGUAUUGUUCCAUAAUCAUUUUCAGAUUACUCUUCCCUUCAGACUUGGCUGAGUGAAUAUACAGGACUGAGCUCUUAAUAAAUAAGCAUCUCAAUGGCCAUUAUAGGCUUUGAAAUACCAAACGCAAGAACAUGUGGCAUGAUUCACCGAGUCUUAAAUGGAUCUCUACAGGUGUUGUUUGUUGUUGUUUAGUCGUUUAGUCGUGUCUGACUCAUCAUGACCCCAUGGACCAGAGCACGCCAGGCACUUCUGUCUUCCACUGCCUCCCACAGUUUGGUCAAACUCAUGCUGGUAGCUUUGAGAACACUGUCCAACCAUCUCGUCCUCUGUCGUCCCCUUCUCCUUGUGCCCUCAAUCUUUCCCAACAUCAGGGUCUUUUCCAGGGAGACUUCUCGAUCUGUCCUUCCAGUCAGCACUCAGGGCUGAUUUCCUUCAGAAUGGAUAGGUUUGAUCUUCUUGCAGUCCAUGGGACUCUCAAGAAUCUCCUCCAACACCGUAAUUCAAAAGCAUCAAUUCUUUAGCAGUCAGCCUUCUUUAUGGUCCAGCUCUCACUUCCAUACAUCACUACUGGGAAAAACAUAGCUUUAACUAUACUCUCUACAGGUAGAUGCUUAAAAAAACCACACAACUACAGAAAUUUCAAAUUGAACUGUGGUCUUGGAUUAUUGUGGCCAAGCGUCCAUUUAACAGAAGCACCUCUUUCAGUCACCUAAAGGAAUUUGCCAUGGUGUUGACUUAGAAGUAGAUAAAGUUGCUAUCCUGACCUCAAUGCAAUCAGUGGCCACAUCCAAGGGCCAAGCUUUUCUCCUUCAGAUUAUAACUGUUUUAACUGGACUGUCUUAGUAGAAAUUCAUUCAUCAGCAAGCUUUUAAUUUUCAUAGGCUGUUUAUUUAGGCUAACCCAGUUCACCAAAUGCUCUCGGACACAAAGGAAUUAGUUGGAGAUAAUGUUAAGAACAACAUCUGUGUUGUUCACGUAUGCUGGGGAAUAUUAUCUCCCUGCUAAGCUAGAUGUUUCUGAUUUCUGUGCUUUGUACAAGUUUCACAGAGCUCUUAUUUUGACAGGUAACAGGAGACAAAGCAACAGGAAAGUACUCUCUUAACUACCAGCAUUUAGUGUGGUGAAUUUUCUACCUACUCCAUGGCCCUUCUCAUACUACUCCUGACUAUAGGCAGAAAAGUUACAUUUCCAUAAUUGCUAGAAAAACUCUCUUGUUCUCUGCAGUAAAAAUGCAUAAAAUAGAUAAUGUCCCAUGCUUCUUUCAAAGUUGUGCAUUGGGAGAAACUUUUUCCCAUUCUUUAUAAUAUGUUAAGGCAUUUCCUAUGGCCUCUAAGAGAAAGGUAUCAGGGUGUGUGGGUUUUAAACAAUGAAGUUAUCCACCUAGCUGUAACUGAAUCCCUCACCUAUCCUUCCCCGUCUGUGUGUGUGUGUGUGAAACUUUAAAAGUUUUGAAAAGAACAAUAACAUUCUUGUACAUGACAGAAACAGCUGGUUAAAAAAAAGAUAGGAAAGGCCGGCCACUUAGAUUUCACCAGAUGGGCAGAGAAUGACAUGAUCAAUUAGAUCUUAGUAAAGGCAUAGGAUCAAUGUGCUGGAGGAGGGCAUGCAAGAACAAACAAAGGAGGGCACCUUGUGGAGUUUAAGGAAAAAAAGUAGAGCAUUGUGAUCAGGAAAGGACAAAGGAAAUAGCCCACUCCUUCAGAAGCCAAUGGAGGCAGACCUACUUGCAAAGUACAAGGAGAACAGGUAUACAGUAAUAAUAAGAAGUACUGUAGGGUUAGAGGAUCAUGUGGAGAUGGUCACAGAAAAAAGCAAAAGUAUGGUAGCGCUACGGGGAAAGGUUUUAUGGAAGUCAAAGAUAUCAGAGAGCACACAAAAGACAAUCACAAAGGUGAAGGAGAUGAAGAUCAAGGGCGGAGAAGAAGACUAAUGAGGAAGAAGAGGAUUCAGAGAAAGCUGGAGGACCUGGUGGGGUCUUCUAGAAUGAGAGAUGAAAGACCACAGGGCGGUAAAUAGGAGAAGAUAUUUCUUCAAGCUAGCGAACAAUGUCAGUGGCAGGAAUCCUAGAAAGCUGUCUCAACCGAGGCUGAAUAAAUGGUGGAAGGGGAAAGGCCAAGACGGGGCCUUGGGAAGAGUAAAUGUCACCAAAAGUUCAUACACGACACUUUUAGUUUGGAAAGAGGAAUCAAGGCGGAAACAUUAGGGGGGGAAAGCUUGACAAACUUAUCGGUAAAUGUUUAGCAGUGUAGUACUGCACAGUGAGUAGAAUUAAUGCUACUGGGACUUGCUUAGGCCAAUGGCUUCCUCCUACGGAUGAAGAGUUUGAGGAGAAAUUGUUGUAAAUAAUGAUAUUGUUUUGUGCCCUUCUACCCAUGCUUAUCCUGCUGGAUUCCAACUAGAGAUUGAGGCUAGCACUAAUCAACAUGGAAAUCUGCACAGAUAAAGUUAUUUUUUAUAUGGUUAGUUUUGCUGUUGUGGAUUAGUGAGUCAACAGAUGAUUUCUGUGCCAGUUUUAAAACUUUUCUAUUCCACGAAGUCUAUGCAGGCAAUUAAGAAUAUACCCUUCCACAGUUGUUAAUUGAUGUCUGCUUUUAUCGUUUAUUUUAUUAUUUUUAUUUAUGGUUUUAUGGUUUUAUUGCUAUAAACCGCUUUGAUUUUUUUAAAUCACAUGGCAGUAUGCAAAUCUCUUUUUAAAUAAAUAAAUACAGUGGUACCUCGGGUUAAGUACUUAAUUUGUUCCGGAGGUCCAUUCUUAACCUGAAACUGUUCUUAACCUGAAGACCACUUUAGCUAAUGGGGCCUCCUGCUGCCGCCGUGCCUCCACCGCCCAAUUUCUGUUCUCAUCCUGAAGCAAAGUUCUUAACCCGAGGUACUAUUUCUGGGUUAGCGGAGUCUGUAACCAGAAGCGUAUGUAACCUGAAGCAUAUGUAACCCGAGGUACCUCUGUACAUAAAUCACCUUGGGGGGAAAUAUAAUAAAAUUGUUCUAUUGCUUUAUACCUUGUAUGAGUUUCUACACAAUUAAUAGAAGUCCCUUUGGUGAUCAACUCUGUCUGGUGGAACUGAACAUACUUGGUGGGAGAGUUCCAUAGAAAACCCUAGCAAUAUGUUGCUCCUUCUGGGCCCCUGGCCAGCUGUUUGGGCUAGCUAUGAUAAACAUGGAUUUCACCACAAUCACCUUUUGGAUUAUGUGUGUGAGGCACUCUGAGUUGGCUUAUCUGACACUGAAAAAUCCCUCCAUCUAGAAGCACAGUGAAUAUUAGUAAAACAAGGAAUAGUAAUAAUAAAUUGGGAGGUGCACAUAUAGUAAUUUGCUAGCGAUAAAACAGUCUACUAGUUGUUCCCUGACUGUCCCAUCCUUUCAAGGUGCUACUGUUGUUUCUGGAUCUGGGCUUUUAUCAUUUGCAGCUGCUGCUACACAGUGACCUCUCCAUUUGCUUCUUGGUGUUACCUCUGAUUGGAAUGCACUCUUAUAUUACUGUCCAUAAUAACUAUGAAGAUGUCAAUUUAAAAUACCCAGUAUUGUGAUUCUUUUCCACCUGAGACCUUACCAACAAGGGCCUUAGUGAUAACACAACAACUCUAGGCUUGUGAGGAGGACCAGGUGAAAGUUGGCAUAGGGUAAUGUGAGGAGAUAAUACAGUGGUACCUCGGUUUAAGAACAGCCCUGUUUACGAACUAUUUGGUUUACGAACUCUGCAAAACUGGAAGUAGUGUCCCGGUUUGCGAACUUUACAUCGGUCUAAGAACAGAAGCCGAAUGGUGGAAGUUUCCUGCUUGGCAGGGGGUUGGACUCGAUGGCCCUUGUGGUCUCUUCCAACUCUAUGAUUCUAUGAUUCUAUGAUUCUAAGGGCACCGGCGGCAGGAGGCCUCAUUAGGGAAAGCAUGCCUCGGUUUAAGAACGGUUUCAGUUUAAGAACGUAAGCGCAGAAUAGAUUAAGUUCUUAAACUGAGGUACCACUGUACUGGGAUCUAGGUUAGCGGAUACUAAUGAGAGUGGGUUGGAAGAGCCUCAGUUUCUCAAGAUGUGACUAAAUGGGCUACUGGAUUUCAAAAUUCGCAUAACAUACAAAUAAGUGCUGAUUGUACAAAUGAAUUGACAGACUUCAUUUAUUCCAUGUUUACCAGGUGACUUAUACUACAUGCUAAGCGCUGCAAGUUGUAGAGAAAGAGGAACAGAGACGUUUAACGUACUAAACAUGUGGAGUCUAGUAGACUCCUGCCUUCCCUUGCAUUGGCUUCCUGGAGGAGUGGUGGUAGUAAGGUCCUCAGGGUCCUCAUAGGUUGAGCUAAACUGUUAGGUUUUGAAGAGUAAUGUCAGUUCAGAAGUCCAGUCCAAUCCAAAGUGAGUCAUCACUGAACAGAACCCUGGAGAGCUCCCUGUAGCCAGGGUUGGCAAGAAUGAUACAAUAUGGUAGUUACUUUACUAUGGCCUAAUAAUAUUCAGGCACUCUUUAUUCCUGCUCAUCUGCAUUGUUGGCUAGAUUUUAAUGUGAUUCUUCUGCAGCCUUUUCUGAUGUACAGAAAUAUGACUGGGCUCAGACGGCACUUUAUUUGAUCUCCACGACAUUCGCUUAGUUGUUCAUUGCAUUUUAUGUGAUCUUUCACACAGCAUAAAAACCACUUCUAGAAAUCUAUUGGAAUCUAGAAAGAGAUUAGUGCUCCUUUCCAUGUUAAUUGUUUCCAGUGGGGGGAAAAGAAACUUUGUUUGCAAUUUCCCCAACUCGGUAAAUCCUGGGAGUUUUGAAUUGAAGAAAUUGGUGGCAAUAUACCAGCAUAUAGUUCUUUCCUGCAAUUUAAAAUGUAUUGUGACAUGGCAGUAUACCGGUAUAUUGAUUAAAAGGCCCACAGCGAUGCAGUAUACCUGAAGGAGCGUCUCCAUCCCCAUCGUUCUGCCCGGACUCUGAGGUCCAGCACCGAGGGCCUUCUGGCGGUUUCCUCACUGAGAGAAGCGAAGCUACAGGGAACCAGGCAGAGGGCCUUCUCAGUAGUGGCACCCGCCCUGUGGAACGCCCUCCCAUCAGAUGUCAAAGAGAUAAACAACUACCUGACAUUUAGAAGACAUCUGAAGGCAGCCCUGUUCAGGGAAGUUUUUAAUGUGUGACAUUUUAAUGUAUUUUUAAUCUUUGUUGGAGCUGCCCAGAGUGGCUGGGGAAACUCAGCCAGAUGGGCGGGGUACAAAUAAUAAACUACUACUACUACUACUACUACUACUACUACUGUUAUAAAAAGGAACAUUAAAAAUCAGGUUAGAAGUGCUAGCAUUAUAGCCAGUAAAACAAAUGCAAGAAACCCCAUGUCAGAAUGCAACUUAUGCUUCUGUUUCUACAGAUGCUAUAUUACACUGACACAGUCUCUUCACUUGAACAUGAGUGGCGCACUGUCAGGCCCUGCAGGAACAGGAAAAACAGAAACCACCAAGGACUUAGGCCGUUCUCUUGGGAUGAUGGUCUAUGUUUUCAACUGCUCUGAACAAAUGGAUUAUAAGGUACUGGUUUUUGUUUAAAAUAUUUACUGCCUAAAAAAUUAUUCUUGUCAAGAGCAGAUUAACAAACUGGAUGAUGACUAGCAUCUGUAAAUAGUCUUGGAAUGACGAAAUAUGACAUGUGCAAAUAAAAAGUGUUAAUAUUUAUUAAUGCAUUUAUUUUGCGUGUGUGAGGGAAGGUUUCAAUGAGUUGUAUCUAAUGCUAGUUCUAGUUAGAGUAGACCCAUUGAAAAUAACUGACCUAAGUUAGUUGUGUGUUUUACAGUGGUACCUCCAGUUACGAACUUAAUUCAUUCCGGAGGUCCGUUCUUAACCUGAAACUGUUCUUAACUAGAGGCGUGCUUUUGCUAAUGGAGCCUCUUGCUGCUGCUGCGCCGCCGGCACAUGAUUUCCAUUCUCAUCCUGGGGCAAAGUUCUCAGCUUGAGGUAACUCUUCCAGGUUAGCGGAGUGUGUAACCUGAAGCGUUUGUAACCUGAGGCAUUUGUAAUUCGAGGUACCACUGUAAUUUCAAUUGGUCUACUUUGAGUUGGACUAUCAAUGGAUGCAACCCAGAGAGUGCUAAGAAGAAGAAAAAAGCAAAAAUAUAAUUAUGAAUUCUUCAAGUCAAGGGCUACUGUUAUGAACACCUUUAAUUAAGGAUUAAAAAGACACUCAGAUCAAAUGGUCACCCGUUUACAUGGUGAUAUGAUGGAUGAGCACCUCUUAUCAAUACAAUUUGCUUGCAGGCAUGGAAGGGACUGUCACAUGUAUAGUUGACACAGUUGACAUUUCAGAUAACUGGCUAAUUCUUCCAUUAUUAUUAUUUUUUACUGAGGUUAACUACAUCAGAAGAUAAGAUUCAACUGCACAUGUGUGCUGUCCUAUCUUGUGUUCCAAAGGGCAGCACUGCAUAUAGGACAUGCAAGAAGUUCAGCCUUGGGUUUAUGUGCCAGGGUUUUUUUUAAGGUGUGCAUAUUUGGCUGCCAUGGGGGCUGUCCAGUAGCCUGCCAUCCCAGAACGAGGCAUUAAUAAUAAAAUACACGCUAUUCUAAUAUUACAACAUUUGUGAGGUCCGGAUUUUAACUGCUAGUGCACCGUUCUAAUAAAUGAAACAUGCUCUCUGCUAUAGCUGUGUGAAAUGAUGCCAUAAUAACUUUUGCUGGAAUAACAUUAACCAGAAUAAUAUCAUGAACCAUAUUCAAAUUUGUGGAGUAAUGGUGUUAUAAGUAUUCUGAUAGCUCAAGUAGCAUUCAUUGAAAUAGUGCUUUAAAAAAAUUAAAUUGGUGCAGCAUCAUACAUGUGCGAAAUAACUCAGUGAAGCAACCCAGCACAUAGGACUGAUGUGCAGAUACAUACAUUAAAGUGAUUUGAAUGUGAUGAUAAUAGAGAUCAUAUGAGUAUGAAAAUUAAAUAGGUAGACCCCUGGUCUUGUUAAUUGAAUUCUGUUAAUUAAUUCCAAAAAUUUACAAAGCAUGAAAACAUUUGCAUCUAGCUUUGUUAAUAGAGUGGUAAAUAGUAAUGGAGAAUUGAGGGAAAUCAUUUUCCUUCCAUGAGCCUUGAGAAACUGAGAUGGGCAGCGGUACCUGUGCUUGGAGAGAUUUUCUGGCCUGUAGAUCAGCCCACAGAUAACCAAGAGCCUAAUAGAUGUUACUGCAAAUUGUCAUCUUUGGAGUCCAGUCCUUAUUGAAAACAGGGUUGGGAAACUUUUGGAGUAGUUUUGUGAAUCCACCACCAAUGGUAGCCUCCAUUGAGCAGAGUUCUGGUCAGAAAACCUUCAGAAAGCAGAAGGGGCCAGCGGCAGGGAGAAGCAAUUUCAUCGUAUUUCUCCAUCACCCUUCAGCAUCUGAAAAUCUGCUGUGGUGGUUUGAGGGAGACACCUGGAAGCAGUGGAGGGCUGCUGGGUUAAUGCGUGGCUGGUGAUGGAAAUCACUUCCUCCCUCCCUCCCUUUUGCAAGUUUGUCUUCUUCUUUGGUGAUCACUUGUAGCCCAGUAAGAUUGUCUUCUAUAAACAUGGUUUUAACAGUGAGUCCAUAAGUGACUGUGGAGGCCAAUUCUGGAUCCACACGUCCACAGUGGGGACAUUGGUUUGCAGGUGGGAGUUGAUCAUGAUGUGGAUUUGCCAAGCAUGCCUUCCUCUUAGCACGUUUCUCCCUUGCGUCCUGAGUUUGAGUAUCUUCAAAGUCCAUGACACUUUUGGUAAAGGCUGUUCUCCAAUUAGUGCACUUGCAGGCAAGUGUUUCCCAAUUGUUGGUGUUUAUACUACAUUUUUAAAGAUUUGCCUUGAGACAGUCUUUAAACCUCUUUUGUUGACCACCAGCAUUACGCUUUCCAUUUUUAAGUUUGGAAUAGAGUAGUUGCUUUGGAAGAUGAUAAUCAGGCAUCCGCACAACAUGACCAGUCCGACAAAGCUUGUAUCCUUCCACUUGAUCAAAAGCCUUCUGUAGGUAGAAUUAGCCCUUCCAUUCACAGAUGCCUACAUUUGGAUCCGAACCAACACGCUGGAAUAUGCACUAGCUAGAGGCCUCACCCAAAGUAAGCUCACUGUUAGUGUGAAGAAGACAAGUCUUCCAUUAGAGUUCAUUCCAGCUCAUCUUGGACUUGCACAGACAAUAAAGAACAAAGCACCUGUGCAGGCUUUCACACUAGAGAGUAUCCUGCUCUGUGUUGUGCCUUUCUUCAGUUAAGUGCCUGUGCCCUCUCCCUCAGUGGCAAGCUCCCUUCACCGCACAGCACAUUUGUAUAGGCUUGGGUGUGGUGUUUAUUCAGUAAAGAGAACAUACAGUGGUACCUUGAUUCCCAAACUUAAUCCAUUCCGGAAGUCCGUUCCAAAACCAAAGCUUUAUAAAACCAAGGCGUGCUUUCCCAUAGAAAGUAAUCCAAAAUGGAUCAAUCCGUUCCAGACUUUUAAAAACAACCCCUAAAACAGCAAUUUAACAUGAAUUUUACUAUCUAAAGAGACCAUUGAUCCAUAAAAUGAAAGCAAUAAGCAAAGUGCUGUACUAUAAAAUAAGACAGUAUUGUAGAUGAUAAAAAUUAAAAUAAUUUUUUUUCUUGCUUGCAUUGACGAUAGUCAUUGUUUGGAUGGGGGGGGGGGCUUUUAUCCAUUUCUGCAGUCACACAAUCAAUCAAUCUAUCAGUAGCUGAACUGGGUUCCACACAGUCACAAAAGCAAGUCACAAAAACAAGGUCACAAGUCAGUCGCAUAAAAUGAAGAACAAGUCACAGUCAAAAAAACGAAAAGGCCACACAAACAAAAACACAAAAAAGGGCAAAAACAAUAGCUCUGUGUUGUGUGGGUGCUUGGGACUCAACAGCUGACAGACUCAACAGGAAGCCUCUGAUCAGCAGCGGGGGACUCAAUUUACAAAUGGAACACACUCAACAGGAAGUGGAACAUGUUCCGCUUCCAAGGCAAAGUUCACAAACCGGAACACCUACUUCCGGGUUUGCAGUGUUCUGUUUCCAAGUUGUUUAUAAACUAAGCUGUCUAAAAUCAAUGUAUCACUGUAUUAGAAAAGCUGGCCCCCUGCAGAUCAGUGGCUCAAGUGGACUUGCAUAUAUAUAUAUACACACACACACACACACACACACACACACAAAAUAUGUGAUACAACAUUGAGAAUUCAGCCAGGAACAUUUGUUAUGAAAGGAUAGUAUGUUGUUAGAUGUAGCCCUGUCUUUUACUUUUCCAAAUUCCUUAAUUCAGAAUGCAUCUGCUGGUGAACUCAUCUAUUACUGGCAGUGGCAUGAAAGCUGCUUCCAACAGAAUCCAGAAACACCCGUUUGUUUAUAAGACACACCUCAGCACAAAGUUCCAGGGCAGCUUACAGUUAAAAACUUUUGGGUGCAGGAAGAAUGUGGGAAGGGACCUAUAUAUCUGUAUUGUUUUUCUUUACCAAAUUCAUUAAUUCAAAGCUAGUGUGACUGUAGUUAUGUGGUGAGGAGCUAUUCACAACACACAGUUCCUGCAUCUGGGCAUUUUCAUUACAGAAAGGAAGGAAGGUGAAGAGAGAUGGCUAAUUUUGAAUUCAUUUCUUUUUAGUCAGCAUUGUUGAUUAGAUUAUGUAUAUCAAGUGAUGGUGUUCCUUUUAUAUCAUUCUUUUACAAGGCUACAUCCUUAGGAAAAUGUAAAAUGCUGCCUUGGGAUUUCCAGUGAAAGAACGAACCUCGCCUUUAGCCUUUUGUUUAUUUAUUUGUGGCAUUUAUAGCUUGCCCUUCACGAAAGAUUUUUAAAAUAAUGAACAAAGGCAGUUGUUUUUAAGCUUGCUUCGGCAUCAAAAACUCUCUUCAGUAAUUUUGGCUUAGCUUUCAGCCACUGAUUUUUAUUUUUAUUUCCCCCCUCCUGUCUGCCAUCUCUUCAUUAUUAGUCAAUUGGAAAUAUCUACAAAGGUUUGUGCCAAACUGGCGUGUGGGGGUGUUUUGAUGAGUUCAACCGCAUUUCUGUGGAGGUGCUGUCUGUCGUUGCUGUUCAGGUUAAGACUAUUCAGGAUGCCAUCCGUCACAAGAAGAAAAGGUAGGCUGAGAAUAAGACUCCCCCUUUCCCCACUCCCAAUAUUUAAUUAUUUAUUUUCCACCCAUUAUUAACGUAUGAGGCUUGUAACAGUGUCACUCACACACUUCCGCAGAUUCAAUUUUUUAGGUGAGAAUAUUGAAUUGAAAGCAACCGUGGGGAUCUUCAUAACUCUAAAUCCAGGUUAUGCAGGAAGAACAGAACUUCCAGAAAACCUUAAAGCUCUUUUCCGGUAAGUAUAUAAUGACCUAGGAAUAUGCAUUGUGUUGGGUACAAAAAAGGAACCUCAGAACAAAGUUUGCUGCUAAUGCGCUUGCAUAACCAUUGUGCAAUAAGGUCUGUUCUUGGACAAGACAUUCCACAACCUCUUUACACAAUCUAGGCUGUGAUGUUUUGGAAUCUGGUCCAGUGGACAAACCAGCUUCUGGUUUAGUGGCUCCUGGCCACCAGGAUCAGGGUCAUGACCCCGGUCUGGAUCCUCAGCUGGUGACUCUACGGCCUCUGACUGGCUGUUCUGGUCAGGGCUAGACUAUGGGGUCAUGACAAAGCCCUUCUAUCAGCACAGGUUACUUGCUUUGUGCAGAAAAGGAAUGCUGAAUCCAACUCAUUUAUUUUACAUCUUUUAUUUCUGAUGUUUAAAAUUUGUUUUUAAAUGAAUCAGUCCGUUUCUGGUCCAUGUUUUACAUGUGUUCUUCUAUAUGCUAAGAGGAAGGCACGUUUGGCAAACCCUCACCGUGAUCAACUCCCACCCGGAAACCUAUGUCCCCACUGUGGAAGGACAUGCGGAUCCAGAAUUGGCCUCCACAGUCAUUUAUGGACUCACUGUUAGGACCGUGUUCAUGGAAAACAAUCUUACUUGGUUACGAAUAAUUGCCAAAGAAGAAGAUCCAUUCAAUUUUAUUUCCAUUUCAUUCCAUAAACUUUUAUCUUAAAAAUCCAUAUAAAAAUGCAUGUUCAGUAGAUGUAAGGAAUAGGUUUGUGUCUGCAGGAGACUGGCUGAGGUAGAGAAGCAAAAGAAUGGAUUCCCCCACUGGAUCCCAUCCUGGAAGAUCCAAGGUUUGGACUGUGCAGUAAUUUGUGACCUGUAUUGUAAAUUUUCCACAGUUUAAUGCAUUAUAUUAAUUUUCACAGGCCCUGUGCAAUGGUGAUUCCAGACUUCGAACUUAUUUGUGAAAUAAUGCUGGUGGCGGAAGGAUUUGUGGAUGCCCGAUUGCUUUCUAGAAAGUUCAUUUGCCUCUACAAACUUUGCCAUGAACUUCUUUCAAAACAGGUAGCUGAAGUUCAGUCUGAAUUUGCUAGUAACUGAAUACCUUUAUAUAUAAAACAAAUACCUUAUGGAUUUAUUUAAACCAUUUAGAUCUAUCUAAACCAUUAAACUACAACACAGUUUAAAACAACAAUGUCUGAAAAAGUAAUACGUUAGGGUUGUAUCCAGCUAAAUUUUACUCAAGAGUAGACACAUGAAAUUAAUGGCCAUAGCUAAUUUAGGACGAGAUGGACGAGAUGGUUGGACAGUGUUGGGACGCGGGUGGCCCUGUGGGUUAAACCACAGAGCCUAGAACUUGCCAAUCAGAAGGUCAGCAGUUUGAAUCCCCGCGACGGGGUAAGCUCCCGUUGCUCGGUCCCUGCUCCUGCCAACAUAGCAGUUCGAAAGCACGUCCAAGUGAAAGUAGCUAAAUAGGUACCUCUCCGACGGGAAGGUAAGCAGCAUUUCUGUGCGCUGCUCUGGUUCGCCAGAAGUGUCUUAGUCAUGCUGGCCACAUGACCCGGAAGCUAUACGCCGGCCCCCUUGGCCAAUAAAGCAAGAUGAGCACCAUAACCCCAGAGUCGGUCAUGACUGGACCUAAUGGUCAGGGGUCCCUUUACCUUUACCUUUGCCUUUAUCUUUACCUUUAAUUUAGGAUGAGAUGGUUGGACAGUGUUCUCGAAGCUACUAACAUGAGUUUGACCAAACUGCGGGAGGCAGUGGAAGACAGGAGUGCCUGGCGUGCUCUGGUUCAUGGGGUCAUGAAGAGUCGGACACGACUAAACAACAACAACAACAAUUUAGGUUUAUUAAUUUCAAUGGGUCCACUCAGAGUAAAAGUCAGUUGAAUACAACCCUCAAAUUAUACUAAGAAUACAUGGUAGACAAAGGCUUACAUCCAACAAAGUUACAUAGCUUCAACAAGGACUUCCACUAGUGAAAUGGAACUUCAGCUGCUCCUUUCAGGCCCACCAACAUUUGUUCUGGUUUUCCACCCAAACCUCUGGAGCAGAUUUGGGGGUAAGGUGAGGGAGGGGAAAUUCUACGGCAAAGAUGGAUGUCUAUGUACAAACAGGAGGAUUUUGCAGAUGACACCGAACUGGGAGGGGUAAGUAAUGCCACAGAAUACAGAACUGGGGUUCAAGAUGACCUUAACCUUAACUAGGCCAAAACUAACAAAAUUGAUUUCAGUAAAUGUAAGGUUCUGCACUUAGGCACUUAAGAACCAGCUGCACAAAUCUAAGAUGGGAGACACCUGGCUUGCCAGUAGUCCAUUUGAAAAAGGAUCUAGGGGUCUUAAUCAGAACUGUGAAAUGGGAAAUGCUAAUUCUACAGUUCUUUAGGUAGCUGGAAAAGCAAUGAAUAUCAUUUAUUAAUUUAGAUUAUUAGUUGUUAUUAUUGGCAAUGUAUUAAAAGACAGACCCAUAAUUCUCACACAUUUGUGAAAGUCAGUCUCAAGUAAUUCAGCUUAGCAUUACCUAAAAUUUGAAUAAGCUUUGCCCAGGAACUGGGGGCCACACCAAAAUAAAAUAAAAUUGAAGGACAGCAAGUUAUUUCUUUAUUUUUACAUUUGUGUUGCACUUUUUCACCCUUGAAGGGAACCUCAAGGUUUCUUACACAACAAAACAUUAAAGCAUAAUAGCAACCCUUGACUGUGCAUUUAAGGAUCAUUCUUUGAAUAUCCAUUAAGAAAAACAACAGCUCUUAAAAUACAUUAGGUGCUUCCUAAUUUAAUUAAGUCCAUUAAUUACACAUUCCACACUUCUCAGUGUAACUAAAAAUUAAUUCAUUUCUGUGAAAGAUGGGCAGGAUUUCACUAGCCUACUUCAGACUUAACAUGACUACAUGGGCAGCUCCAAAAACAGGGCAUCAGUGGGCCAGGGAAAACAUUCUCUCCAACAUUUCAGGAGGGAAAAUCAGGACAAUGGAAGAAAAGGGUUUGUAAGUAUUUUUAAACCAGGGGAUUGUAGUCCAAUGCCAAAAAUAUCUUCUACAUCAGAAUGUGAUUAUUUAUAAAUUACAGUUUCUGCCCACACACGUUGAGUUGUCUAAUUUUUGACUAACCAUUGAGAACUGCAUCAGACAUGCUUAAUCAUGCCUCUUUUGUAUUUUUACACUUUGCUCGUGCAACACGCCUCCAUGGUGAAUCUGUGGAAAUGUUAAGCUAACAAUAGCAUCUGGGGAACGGGCAGGGUUUUCACUUUUACUUUUUUACACAUUAGUUGUCUUAGCACUCUAAAAUGAUUAUGUGGCAAUGCAUAAAAGAUCAUCGUAAUCCUUAGUAUAGUUGUACCAAGAACUUUGCUUUCAUUAUUUAAUUAAGCAAUAGGACACGAUGCUGAUUGGCUAAUUAAGUCUCUUACUGGAUCAUUCUAGGAAGCAUAGGAGCCAACUCCUAGGGGCUGACCCAUAAAAUAUUUGAGGGGGCUGCCCCCCCCAAGUUGAUGGGCAUUAGCAAUUAAAUGGUAUGCGUGCACCACAUCAUGUGAUUGGUUAUAUGGGGCGGGGCUUACCUAGGCCACCCAAUUUUAUUCAAGUUGGCACCCCUGCUAGGAAGCAUGAAGACUAGGUCUGAGUGAUAGGUAAAGGUAAAGGUAAAGGGACCCCUGACCAUUAGGUCUAGUCGUGGCCGACUCUGGGGUUGUGGCGCUCAUGUCACUUUAUUGGCCGAGAGAGCUGGUGUACAGCUUCUGGGUCAUGUGGCCAGCAUGACUAAGCCACUUCUGGCGAACCAGAGCAGCGCACGGAAACGUUUACCUUCCUGCCGGAGCGGUACCUAUUUAUCCACUUGUGCUUUGACGUGCUUUCGAACUGCAAGGUUGGCAGGAGCAGGGACCGAACAAUGGGAGCUCACCCCGUUGCGGGGAUUAGAACCACCAACCUUCUGAUCAGCAAGUCCUAGGCUCUGUGGUUUAACCCACAGGGCCACCCACGUCCCCGGUCUGAGUGAUACUAACUAUUAAAUUAGAGUGCAUUUAUAGAAUGGUUGGCCCGCAUAUAUAUUCCCGUAAACUAAGCUUAUGGUAUCCGUAGAAUAAGGGUUAUCAGUGAGCAUGAGGAAGCCUUUAUUCUAAGGCUGCAAUCCUGCAUACACUUGCCUGGUAGUAGAUCUCACUGAAUGGAAUGGGACCUAUUUCUGCGUAGACUUGUGCUGUGAAACAUUCAAAGAUGGUUUCAUAGAUGAUGGGUACUGAUUAUGUUACCCAAAUGAAAAGUCUUGGGCCUACCUACAGUAUGCUACAAACUUACAUUGAUCUCGUCUCACUUUAACAGUUAUGUUAUAUAAUUUCAGUUGUGUGAGGAUGCUGAGAAUUCUGCUUUAAAGACCCCUACCCCAUCUCUCUGAACUAUGAUGAGUACCCUGGGAAGAGAAGAUGAGCGUUUAAACACCCAUUGAAGACAGCGCUGUGGACUGUUCCCUUAAAUAGAAUGCACUUAAUUGACUUGUUUAUGCCCUCUUGGAAUCUUAAAAAUUGUUCCCUGGUGAACUGUAGUUUACUGAUCAAAUCCCAGGAUUCUUUGUGUGUGUGUGCGCUUUAAAGGUCUGGUGUAUGAGGUCAAAGAAGCUAUGCAAACUGUAGGAAAAAGAGACAUUUACUGAUGGUUUUUUUCUCGUCUGUAGGAUCAUUAUGACUGGGGUCUUAGAGCUAUAAAAUCCGUUUUAGUUGUGGCUGGAUCACUGAAACGAGAAGACCAAAGCAAACCUGAAGACCAGGUUACCCUUUGCCUUAUUUUCAUCUUGAUUCACUUGAUAAGGUUUAAGAAAGAUUAAUUCUCCAAGAACUGUUGAUUUCAUCAGUUACUGAGUCAUUUUAAUCAAAUUUAAUAUAAUCUCAUAUUUUAGUAUAAUCUCAUGGGGGGGUGUCUCUCCCCCCCCCCCGCAUUUUGCCCAGUGGCACCUGCCCUGUGGAACGCCCUACCAUCUGAUAUCAAAGAAAUAAACAACUAUCUGACUUUUAGAAGACUUCUGAAGGCAGCCCUGUUUAGGGAAGCUUUUAAUGUUUGAUGAAUUAUUGUAUUUUAAUAUUCUGCAGGAAGCCGCCCAGAGUGGCUGGGGAACAAAUAAAUUAUUAUUAUUAUUAUUAUUAUUAUUAUUAUUAUUGUUAUUAUUAUGUGACCCAUGAGAGCAGCGUUUUGGGUUAAACCACAGAGCCUAGGACUUGCCGAUUAGAAGGUUGGCGGUUUGAAUCCCUGCAAUGGGGUGAGCUCCCGUUGUUUGGUCCCUGCUCCUGCCAACCUAGCAGUUCGAAAGCACGUCAAAGUGCAAGUAGAUAAAUAGGUACCGCUCCAGCGGGAAGGUAAAUGGCGUUUCUGUACACUGCUCUGGUUUGCCAGAAGUGGCUUAGUCAUGCUGGCCACAUGACCUGGAAGCUGUAUGCCGGCUCCCUCGGCCAAUAAAGCGAGACGAGCGCCGCCAUUUAGCAGGGACCGAGCAACGGGAGCUCAUCCUGUCGCAGGGAUUCGAACCGCCGACCUUCUGAUCAGCAAAUCCUAGGCUCUCUGGUUUAACUCACAGCGCCACCCACGUCCCUUGGGCUGUUGCUUAACUGGUGUCUAAAUGGAUGAAAUAUACCUGUGUAUGUUAAUGCAAUGUUGUGGUUAUUACACAAGGCAGAGAAUUUGGCAGACAUCCCCACGAUGUACCUAACCCAUGUCACAAGAAUGCUGGCUUUAGCACACCAUUUUCUCAAUCACAACACUAAAUAAUUGCUCCGUGAUUGAUGGUGGGGAGGGGGAAAUGUUGUAGCACUGAAUUUACAGGAUCCAGUCUUAUGUCACCGCAGGUAGCAGAUUGAGUUUAACAAGCCAUAUGGGUUGUAAUUGUUUAAGUAUGAUUAAUUCAUAAUGUUUGUUAAUUUUAUGCCUUAUAUUAUGGUUUGUUAUUAUUUCAUUUAAUUAUAGUGUCAUGUUGGUUUUUCUGAAGGUUUUGAUGAGAGCCCUCAGGGAUUUUAAUCUUCCGAAGGUAGUCACUAACGAUGCCCCUAUAUUCCUGGGCCUGAUCAACGACUUGUUUCCAUUGCUGGAAGUUCCACGGAAAAGGGAUCUGAAGUUGGAACAGCUGGUGCGCCAGUCCAUUGCAGAACUCCAUCUGCAGCCCGAGGAAAACUUUAUCCUGAAGGUGGAAAUAAUGGCUUUCUGCUUAGCUUGUUGAACAUUCUAAAUGGGGUGAUUGAAUGCUAUAAUGAUCACUGUUGUUUGAUGCCUGUAGGUUCCAACAUCUGGCUGCGACUAUUACAAGGUUCAGCAGUAAGCGAAAGCACUGGGCUUCCUGUUUCCUUGUUAGAAGCGGCCACAAUGUUUUUAAUGUCUCCAUUUCAAUAUCAGGAAAUAAUUCCAGUUUGUGGGAAUUAAACCACACUAAUAAUCCCACGGUGUGUAAUGCUCUGCCCAUCUUAGCACCCAUGUCUAGCUUUCGAUGCCCUGGAUUUUAUUUAAACUUAGCUUAAAGGGUUUUUUAAAAUAAAAAACAAAAGACAUUUUAGUCUCUCUUUAGCCUCUGCUAGACAUGAAUCCCGAUCAUCAAUACACACACAAGUUAACAUUAGCUCUAAAUCGGCUUUUGUCCUAAGUAAAGUUCAAGAUGGAAUGAGUAAGGAGACUGGCUUUUCUACCCUUGGGAGGUGAGGAAGGACUGGUCAGGUUCCCGGGGUUACAGAGGAGGGAGGAACAAGUACGCAUUCAUUACUCCUGCUCUCAUCAUUACCUGCCCUUUGAGCAAAUGAUACACUUGAGUCACCAGAGUGAGUGCCCUAUUCCAUCCCCUUAUCACUGUGCUAUAAUUUGAUUUUAAGGAAGCCUGUUUUACUUAAACCUCACUGAAGCAAAGCAAAUAUUGUUCUUUUUGUCCUUUUUAAUAGCUUAGAAAUAUCGAUAGACACCUAGCGUGAGAUUUUUUGGGGGUCACCCUUUCUUCUGUUUGCUUAUAUCAGAUAAUCGUUCACGAUAAGUAUUAUGGACUGUGGUUACAACUUUCCACAUAUGGCUGCAGUCCUAACUGCACUUAAAGGUAAAGGUAAAGGGACCCCUGACAGUUAAAUCCAGUCGCAAACAACUCUGGGGUUUCGGCGCUCAUCUUGCUUUACAGGCUGAGGGAGCCGGUGUUUGCCCGCUUCUGCAGACAGUUUUUCCAGGUCAUGUGGCCAGCAUGACUAAGCCGCUUCUAGCGAAGCCAGAGCAGCGCACAGAAAUGCUGUUUACCUUCCCGCCGGAGCGGUACCUAUUUAUCUACAUGCACUGCAUGCUUUUGAACUGCUAGGUAGGCAGGAGCAGGGACCGAGCAACGGGAGCUCACUUACCUGGGAGUAAAAAGUAAAAAGGUAAAGGACCCCUGGACGCUUAAGUCCAGUCAAAGGCGACUAUGAGGUUGUGGCGCUCAUCUCGCUUUUUAGGCCGAGGGAGCCGGCGUUUGUCCACAGACAGCUUUCCAGGUCAUGUGGCCAGCAGGACUAAACUGCUUCUGACACAAUGAGACGCUGUGAUGGGUCCCAGUGCACACGUCAACACCGUUUACCUUCCCGCUGUAGCGGUACCUAUUUAUCCACUUGCACUGGUGUGCUUUCGAACGGCUUGAGUGGCAGGAGUUGGGACAGAGCAAUGGGAGCUCACCCUGUCGCGGGGAAUCGAACCGCCGACUUGCCAAUCAGCAAGUCCAAGAGGUUCAGUGGUUUAGACCACAGCGCCACCCGCAUCCCUCAUACCUGGGAGCAUGCCCCAUUGAAUUCAGUAGGAUGCGGUUUUGAGUAGGCAUAGUUAGGAUAGUGCUGCGUGCUACUGAGGAAGGUUAAUGACAAAUCUGUGUGCACUCUUACCUGCUUUUCAGUUUAAAAUAAAUUUUAUUUUAUUAUUUGUUUGUUCAAAAGAUCUCAGGGCGGUAAAGGUAAAGGGACCCCUGACCAUUAGGUCCAGUCAUAACCAACUCUGGGGUUGAGGUGUUCAUCUCGCUUUAUUGGCUGAGGGAGCCAGUGGCCAGCAUGACUAAGCUGCUUCUGGCGAACCAGAGCGGCUCACAGAAACGCCGUUUACCUUCCCGCCGGAGCGGUUCCUAAUUAUCUACUUGUACUUUGACGUGCUUUCGAACUGCUAGGUUGGCAGGAGCAGGGACCGAGCAAUGGGAGCUCACCCCGUUGCGGGGAUUCGAACCGCUGACCUUCUGAUUGGCAAGUCCUAGGCUCUGUGGUUUAACCCACAGCGCCACCCGCGUACCCUCUCAGGACAGUACACAUAAUUAAAUACAGGAUAAAAACAAGCAAAUAAGUAAAACGAAACAGCAACACAUUAAUUCCCCCCUCCCCACAGACCCAUUUCCCAAAUUGGUGGCAUUGUUGUCCUUUCCAUGGCCACACUGAGGACCUCUAUGGUGGCAGAGGUCCUCUCCCUGCCCCCCCACUGCUGGUGGAUGGGCCCUGCCUCUGUAUUCUAACAGCCUCCAGCAGCACAAAACAGAGUGCUAGGGUUACUCCCUAAGACAUCAAAACAAACUCAGCCUACAUAAAAGUGUUCUGGACACCGAAUUGAAAUAAAACAAAAUAUCUGGGUAAAUUUGAGGCAUCGUGGUCUGGCAUUUAAAAGCUAUGCCACCUCCAGAUUAAUCUCCUGGGGGAGAGGGCAUUCCAUAAGCAAGACGCCACCAAUUAGUAUCUGCAGCCCAGAUGCAGUAGCAGCAAAAUUAGCAAUAAAUCACGACCCUUUAUGACUCCCAAGUUCCCUAAAAUAGAUUUUCAGAGUUUACCCUUUUAGUCCCUUGUGUCUUCGGCAGGUGCUUGGUGGGAGGAAAGCAUGAGCAAGUGACCUCUGAAGAGCUGUGUUUAAAUUUAGUUUUGUUUUACUGUAAUAGGGAAUGAAAAAUAACAGUUGGUUAGAGCAUGGUGCUGAUCACCCCAAGGUUGCAGGUUUGAUCCCUGUAAGGGACAGCUGCAUAUUCCUGCAUUGCAGGGGGGUUGGACUAGAAGAUCCUCAGGGUCCCUUCCAAAUCUGUGAUUCUAUGAUAUUAAUGACAUUCCUUUCCUUCUAACAAUCUCUUGUUUAUUACGCUGCAAGUGAACUCAAACUACCAAACGACCUUCAAUACUCUCAGCGAGGCUGCAGCCCUGUAUCCAUGUACUCCACAGAACUCAGUAGGACUUAUAUUUUGAGUAGACAUGUGGGUGGCGCUGUGGGUUAAACCACAGAGCCUAGGGCUUGCCGAUCGGAAGGUCGGCGGUUCGAAUCCCUGCGACGGGGUGAGCUCCCGUUGCUUGGUCCCUGCUCCUGCCAACCUAGCAGUUCAAAAGCACGUCAAAGUGCAAGUAGAUAAAUAGGUACCACUCCGGCAGGAAGGUAAAUGACGUUUCCGUGUGCUCCUCUGGUUCGCCAGAAGCGGCUCAGUCAUGCUGGCCACAUGACCUGGAAACUGUACGCCGGCUUCCUCGGCCAAUAAAGCGAGAUGAGCGCCUCAGCCCCAGAGUCGGUCACAACUGGACCUAAUGGUCAGGGGUCCCUUUACCUUUACCUUUACAUGCUGAGACAAUAUAGUGAAACCUAUGUUGCACAUUUAAUUUUUAUGUUGUGAACCGCCCUGUGAUCUUUGGUGGUAUAGAAAUUUAAUUAAUAAUUAUAAUAAUAAUUUAACUAAUAUGUCAGAUGGUUUGGGCUUGUAGAUCAAAGUUGGGCUGGCUUGGUGAGGAACCUGUGGCUCUCCAGAUGUUUUUGGACUACAACUCCCAUCAUCCCUAGCUAGCAGGACCAGUGGUCAGGGAUGAUGGGAACUGUAGUCCAAAAAAUGCUGGAGACCCAAGUUUGUAGAAGACCCUGAUGUAGAAGGUCACAGGUUAACCACCCAACAUAACCCCUUAUACCACUUGUGUCUAAUCUCAAUGUAAUAUUUCGCAACACAGCAUAAUCCAUAUGCCUUCCCUGCUGCAGAAGUAUCAAAACCUAAUGGAAUGGUCCUAUUGUUCAUUGUUCAUCUAAAACCAGAGACAAUGUAGUUCUGGACAAUGUAGUGUUGAUGCUGCUAUUGACUCCAUUCUUUCAGCCCUUAGUAGUAAAAUCACACAGAGCAUGUCCAACACACCCAGCGAAAAUCUGACUUGUGUCUUUCUGAAUACGUUCCACAACUGCGGCAGAACAGAGUAAAAGAGGGGCAAUUUUUUUAAGGAAUGAGAGAAUAAAAUAGGACUGAUGUUUAUUGAAAUGGGAAAGAAAAAUGUUCUCCGAUUCUUCUCCUUCAUUCUUAUAGUUUUCUUAAUACAUAGCUAUGCCUGUAAAAUAUGUUCGCCAUUAUAUCAAUUCCAAACCCCACCCCUAAUUUUCUUGAACGGCUUUUUAGGUUAUGCAGUUAGAAGAACUACUGGCUGUCAGGCAUUCGGUCUUUGUGGUUGGAAAUGCUGGAACAGGGAAAAGCCAGGUAAAAUGAAGAAUACACCCAUUUCUCCAACAAACAAAUAGCAAUAAGGAGAGCAUGAAUCGGUAAUGCAGGUUACAAGAUGUUUGCCGCUUUGAUGAAACUUCUGUGUUCAAUAGUCUCGGUGAAAUUGAUAUUCUGGUGUCAGUGGGGCAUGUCAACUUCAUCAGUUUUCGUUCCCCCCAAAUCCGGUUACAUAUUUAUAUCCCGGAUGUAUAUAUGCAUUUCCUCGCAUAUGUAGGAGCAGAGCACAUAAAACUGAAGUCCUAUGUCAGGGUUGAGGAAAGCUGAAGAACUAUCACUAGUGCUGCAAGGAAGGAAACCUAUGGAUAGGUAUACUGAGGACAUGCACACUUAAGGAAGUGGGCCUAAGAUGUAAAGUGUGAAUGUGCGAAACACAUAUAUUGCACACAUACAACUAGCGGCGGGGGGUGUGUGUGUGUGUGUGUGUGUGUGUGUGUGUGUGGUAAUGACUGACUGCAGUUACCUGUUAGAUAUAUAUUCAGGUUAACUUCUCUGUUGCACGUGGAACAGCAAAUAAUUCUGAAGGAUGUCUUUUAACUGAUGCUACUGCUUGAUUGUGAAACUGGCAUGAUAAAAUGUUCUUACUUUAGAUAUUAAAGACACUACACGCGACUUACUCAAAUAUGAAGCUGAGGCCAGCAUGGAAUGAUAUCAACCCCAAAGCUGUCACAACGGAUGAACUUUUUGGGUUUCUUCACCCUUCAACAAGGGAGUGGAAAGAUGGUAUUUCCAAUCAUGAUACGCUUAAUAAAAUUGCACAUCUUAACAUAUACAAACACAUACAAGUUUGUUGUUGUUUAAAAAACUAAUUUUUGUUUUCAUCGUUUUGAAGGCUUGUUUUCUUCCAUGAUGAGAGAACUGUCUAGCAUCACGCAUGAUGGCCCCAAAUGGAUUGUCCUGGAUGGUGACAUUGAUCCUAUGUGGAUUGAGUCACUCAACACUGUCAUGGAUGACAAUAAGGUGUGUAUCACAUUCUUUAACAUGGCUGUGAUGAGCAGGUGAGAUACUCUUCUGGUCCAUUUGCUAAAUAUGUACAGUGUUUCCUGCAGUGCUGGAUUUACGUGAGGUGGCCAAAGUAUUGGAGCCUCAGCUUCAGGAUCUGUCCUUCCAGUGAGCACUCAGGGUUGAUUUCCUUCAGAAUGGAGAGGUUUGAUCUUCUUGCAGUCCAUGGGACUCUCAAGAGUCUCCUCCAGCACCAUAAUUCAAAAGCAUCAAUUCUUCAGCGAUCAGCCUUCUUUAUGGUCCAGCUCUCACUUCCAUACAUCACUACUGGGAAAACCAUAGAUUUUACUAUACGGACCUUUGUUGGCAAGGUGAUGUCUCUACUUUUUAAGCAUCCAUCUUAGAUUCCUGUAAAGCAGGAGUGGGGAACCUCAGGCUUGGUUGGAUGGGGGGGUGACACAGAUACAGUCCUCCAAACAUUUUUAUCUGGCCUUUGAAAUCCUUCACUGGCCUUCUACACACCUCAAGUGUUUUUGCCUGGCUAGAAUGUGUCCUUGAACUCUCAUGAUGCUUCUUCCUUAAAGAGUGAAAAGCAUCAGACAUGAGACUGCCUUAGAAGACUGUUGAAGGACUGCUUUUGCCUGUGUGACCCUGGAGGUAAUCUUUGAGUGCCUCUCACCCCAAGCCCCUGAAGAUAGGUUGUACAGUAGUGUUAAAGGAUAAAGGGCCUGGUUUUGCUAUGGAACCCCAUUUAUGGGACACCCUCACAGGAAACAUUCACCUGAUUUAGGUGUCAAAUCUGUGUUAUUUUCCCAGUCCUAGCUGGCCAUGUCACUGUUCUCCUGUCAAUGCCUCUUAAUCUAGAGCUUAUUGUUUGGGGUUUUUUUGCAUCUGUGGGUGAGAAUUGUUAAUUUUAUUAUAUUUGCAAGCCACUUCAGACACUGCAAGUGGAAAGAUAGACUGUAAUCAUCCACACUUACUAUCUCUACUCAACAAGGUUUUGCUAGUUUUUGAAUUGACAUAAGACCUGCAAAGACUGUUUCUUAAAGGAGACAAAAGUGUGAAGAAUAAGCACACUACGGGCAAUGAUGCCUCUAUUGUAUCAAAACUCGGUGGAGAAAAACCUAAAAUCUGUUUCUGGCCUUAUUAUACCAACACUUACAACCGUUUCCUAUAGAUGACAUUGACCAAGGCUCCUGCUUAUAGUAGACAGUGCUAAUAGAACACCAGAGAAAUAACUUUUUCAUUGAUAGACCCAGUACGGAUGUGCUGUGCUAUAAUUCGAGGUUUAAAGAUACCAAUAGCAUCCAAAAUAGAAUUAUGUAUUUUGGAAUAAAGAGUAGAUCUAAACCCACAUGACCUAGACUUACCCCCAACACCCAUUUAGUGUAAAAGAGAGGGAGAGAGAGAGAAUGUCUCCUUAACUAAAAUGAGUAAAAGUGGAAAGUUCAUGGUUCAACCUUGGAAGUGGGAGGAGCAGAAAGCUGAAUCAUUUUGUAUUAUUUUUUUUUAGUAUGUAUUAAUCUCCAUUGAUUAAAAUGUCACCUUUAUUCACCACAGCGUCCUGGCCUUUCUUUAUGAUGGAUACAACAGCAGGAGAGCAAACUGUUGGAAUUGAGAUACUUUGUGCAAAUUGAAAAGAGAUAUAUAUUUUUUUUUUGCCCUAAUUUCACACAAUGCUGGAAACCUCCUUUAAAUCACAUUUUCCUAACCAGCUCCUAGAAUAGCUCUUGUUGUUAGAUUCUAAGGACUCUAUUGUAGCUUUUAAGCUAAAGUACUCAGUAGGGGAUGUGUAGCGUUGCACCGCCCCUUAGGAACACCAGAAGAAUAGCACCUGAUGGCAAGUACAAUCAUAGAAGAUAAAAAUGGAUCACACUGAAACAGGUUAUCCAGGCCCACUGUGGGCCAUUGCUCUAUUGUAGCACACGGGAUCUACAACAUAUCUUCUAUGGCCUAUUUCCCCCAAGUUCUCCAGUUUGCCAUAAAACAUUCCUCAUUCUCGCAGCCAAAAUCUUUCCAGUUCUCGCGAUUUUAUCGUUACUCUUGAAAUACUUGAUUUUUUUUCUGAUAACUUUGUGUUUGGAAUCAUGUGUUUGGAUUUCUUUCCUUGCGAAGGAUUGGAAAAAAACAGUUUGAUUUCUCUCUUUGAUUAUAGUUAAAAGAUGUAGUAGAUGAAACUUGAUUUCUCUUUAGCUCAAUUCCGAUAUAUUGCCAAGGCAUGAUAUUGGUGUUACAGUAAGACCAAACCCCCCCCCCUUCCCCGUGCAUUCUCUCCUUCCUUCCUCCCCUGAUACUUCCUAUUUCACAGCAAACAUAUUUUGCCACUUUUUUUCUUCUAAAGGAGGCAAAUUAUGUUUUGCAUAAACCAGUUUUCCUUUAAGAUGGAAUUGGAAAUCACAAGCAAACAUGGCAUCCAGUUAUGCUUUGCAGACAAACCAUGGUUUCCCCAUUGCAGACUUGGGAAACUGUGGUUUCCCUUGUAAAAGGAAGGGUAGGAUGAUAACAGAGCACAUGUGGAGAGAUGAGAGAACAGAAGCCUCAUGCACUGAUUCAAGCAAUACCACACUGUGGUUUAGCAUUAUAUCUGAACAGCUAUCUCUUAGAGCCUUUCUGCUAGCAACUGGCAACAACACCUUUUAAUUUAUUUCUUUUCCACCACUUUAGCCUUAAAAUAAUUGUGUGAAAUACAAAAGCUCAGUUUACUUAUGCAUUUGCAGCAGUACAUUGAUUUAGUGAAAUAUACCAUUUUCAUCUUUACUUUAUUUAAUUUACUUUAUUUAAUAUUUACUUUACUUUACUUAAUUCAAGGGACCAAAGAACAACAUCUUGAAGAAAAAAAUAGCCAUUUUUUCCGUUAUUGCAUGAACUUUUGUUUAAUGUGCAUUGAAACCACACCAUUGCUGGUCUAUUCAAUUUUAAGAGAUUUAAUUCAUAUUUUCUUCAUAAAUUGUAGGUUUGAUUUCAUGAUGAUUUACUAUUGUUAUCCCUUUUGUUUUGCUGUUUUUCAACUCACCCCUAACAUAAUUUUUCCCCCAUAAAUCAAGAUAUUAUAUUGAUUUUAUUCCCAUUGACAAUAAAGAAUCUCUUUGUGUAAGGCCAGCAAAACAAAAUUGCAGAGAAGAGUCACUUUUUUAUCCAUUAUUAUUAUUGCUGGGUAAGUGGAUAGGGUACCAGUUGGCUUUUCAAUGAAAUGACGAUUAACAUGGCUUUAUAAAAACAUCGAAGAAAUUAAGGACAGUCCAAUGGGAAAGUCUCCUGCACAUGUUUAAUUGAAGCAGCACAGUAUUACUUUCAUUAAUUUCAAUGUGUCGUAUGCAAGAGAUCUUCUCAUUGGAUAGUGUUUGAGUUCAUUCUUCUGCUGUUUUCCUGAAUGCCACAGCAGAUAUCCAUAAAGAUAUAAGGGAUACUAUUUAAACUGACAAAUAACACUCAUUGGAAAAUAAAAUCAUAUUCCUGUGUAUUAGCUAUAGCUGAACAUGUGCUCUGUGAUUCUUACUUUAAAAAAAAAAAAAAACACAGAACCUUAAUUACUUAAUUUGAAAUGAAUUUGUAAUGAUUCUGUGCUUAGGUUCUGACUUUAGCCAGUAACGAACGAAUUUCAUUAACACCUUCCAUGCGGCUGGUGUUUGAAAUAAGCCACCUCCGGGCAGCAACUCCAGCCACUGUGUCGAGAGCUGGCAUCCUCUAUGUGAAUACGCAGGACCUAGGCUGGAGUCCGUGAGUACCUCCCUUGCUUUUUGUACUUUUAAUGUGCCCUUUGCAAUAUUACCCAUUUUGUGCUCUUUCAUUAGCCAACUUGAAGAAAGGCAGGAUACACAUUUAACAAGCAAGCACAUAAGGAAUGGCAGUUCAGUGCACCUUCAGCCAGCAACUCUGGGGCCAGUAAGAAUAUAUGAAGAUCCCUGCUGUCCUAUGCUGUCCAAAAUGCCUAUGGCCAUGCUUGUUCCUAUGGUAGUGAUGAUCUCAUUUGCUGCUGCACUAUACUGUAUUCUUAACUCAGCAAACAGCUUGCUGAAUGCUCUGUUCAUGUAGCUGCCAUCUGCUCAGCUGUAUACUCUAUGGUAUUGAGUGGACAGCUGUUUCCUCAGAGAUUAAGCUGAUCAGUGCUGUACAAGGGAACUUGUCAUUGGAGCCACAAUGCACUGGUGUUGCUACUAGAGCUGUAGUAUAGCCCAUGUGAGCCAUGGGGACAUCCUCCAAUAUGGGAAAGGGAAUAUUUCAGUGGUAGAGCACCUGCAUUGAAGGCAAAAGGUCCCAGGUUCAGUCCCUAGCCCAGUGUUCCGCAAACUUGUGUCUCCAGCUCUUUUUGGACUACAGUUUCCAUUGUUUUUGACCACUGGUCCUGCUAGCCAGGGAUGAUGGGAGUUGUGGUCCAAAAACAGCUGGAAACCCAAGUUUGGGAAACACUGCCCUAGCGUAUCUAGACAGGACUGGGGAAGAAUUCUAUCUGAAAAUCUGGAGGACUGGUGCCAGACCUUUAGUGUGAAGAAGGCAACUUUCUAGGGAGACACAGGGUAUGAGAACAUAGGGGAAAUGUCCAGAACAGGGGUUGCUGACUCAGUGCCUGCAGGUGGAAAUGUACCCACUGGUCCACAAAGUUUGAUGACCCGCACUGAGAGGAAAUGUGUCUGGGGUAGUCAAGGGGUAACCCCAGAUCCUAUAGGUAAACAGUGGGGAAGAGGGAUGAAAUAAUAAUGCCAGGUGUUGGGAGAAUUGAAGAAAGCUCAGACAGAAAAGCUUUAUUGGUGUGGAGGUGACGGCAUGCGAGUGGCAAUUUUUCUUCUUCUCUAAAUUACAUUUGUUAUUUCCCUCAACAUCCAUGGAAAUGUCAUAUGCUUCUAAAACAGCAUUUCCCAGUCUCAUUCCUUUCAGACACUAUGGCCAAUGGCCAAGGAUGAGGGGUGUUGCAAUCCAAAACAUCUGAAAGAUGACAGGUUGAGGGAGAGUGUGUCUUAGGGGUAAAAAAAAAAGGCAUUUAAAGCCCUAAAUUUUAACUGACAGAAGAACACACCCCUGGAACAGAAUCAAGCAGCCUUCUCUAAUCAGGAGCCCUCCAAAUGGUUUGGACUUUGACUCUCAUCACCCCUGGUCACUGGUCAUAGUGGUUGGAGCUACUGGGAGAUGUAGUCCAAAAUAUGUGGAGGGCACUGGUUUGGGAAGGCAAAAGAAGCAGUAACUUAGUCACAGUUGUACUACAAGGCCAAAUCGGUUGGAAACGGAUCACCAACAACAAGGUAAUUCGGAGAGGCAUUUCAGCAAGUAAAAUAAGGCUGAACCAAGCUAAGGACAUACAGUAAAAGCACUAGGCAGCUCCGCAAACAAUCCUCUACUCUUCUCAUAAACCCGCUUUCAAACAUAGUAAACAAAAGCAAUUGAUUAAGGGGAGGAGAAGCACCUUAAAAUACGUUUGUUUUCACAGAUAUGUGACUAGCUGGAUUGAAACUCGCAAAGCACAGACAGAAAGGGCAAAUCUAACCAUCCUUUUUGACAAAUAUGUUCCUUACUGCUUGGAGCAAGUCCGCUGCAACUUAAAAACCAUCACCCCCGUUCCAGAGAACAGCAUGGUUCAGGUAACAACAACUGCAGCAGGAUCUUCAGACUGCCACUCUUCCUGAGAUGUGAUUGUGAGAGUGUUCAAGUAUGCAGACCUAGUGUGAAGGAACUUCAUUAUAAUCACAGCAUGGUUUAACAUUUUGUGUUUUGUGAUUCAAGUGACAAAGCAGACACAGAUUGUGUAACUGCUUCCUCCUGAAUUAGGGCUGAUGCCAUCCUCUACAGUAAUCUCAUUUAAAGUCAAAAAGACUACUCUUAAGACUCUUAUAGAGUCAAGUUAUUGUUCAUACAAGUAGUAUAUAUAAAAAAGAAAUAUGGGAACGCUUUGGAGGUGAGGUCGGUGUUCCUUCAUUUUCUAAAACGGACUCCAUAAUUACAAUGAAGUUAUUUGGCUGUUGAUAAAAUUGAGCUCAACAAUUUAGGAGUGUUAACUGCUAUACAGAAUUCUGGACAGACCGUUGCUUGAUCUGAAGUUACUUUAGCAAGCAAAUGAAAUUCCAACAGACAUUAUAUGGGACAAGCCCUUACUUUCCUUAAGUUAUGUUAUUUUUAAAAUGCCAUAUGCAUUUCUGAAUGAAUGCAGAAGUUAUGCACUUGAAUAAUGCUUUUAUAUGAAGCUUUUGAGUGUGUGUGUGUUUUUUAAAAAAAAGCUUUCUGGAUCACAUUAUUUUUCUAUGAGGAAAAAACAAAAGCCAGAAAUGAAAACAGUUUUUUUGUGCCUAACACACAAGGCAGAAAAACUCAAACUAGAGAACUUAGAUGUGGGUCUUUUGAACAGCACAGUUGCAUUGCAUUUGGGUAUUAUUUUUUGAGUCAUUCGCACACAUCUGCACUCCAAAAGUGGUAAAGAGUGUGUGGUUGGGGUUGCUCCCACAAUGACUUUUAAAAACAUACUUAUUUAAUAAAGUUUGCUUGCAUAGAUUCUGCACCAGAAGGAGGACUACUACAGCAGUGCUCAUUGCAAAAACCUCUCUCUCUCUCUCUCUCUCUCUCUCUCUGUGUGUGUGUGUGUGUGUGUGUGCAUCUGCCUCUGCACACAUGCAAAGGUGGAACAGGGCAAGAUUCUGGAAAUCCUGGGAGUAGGGGGAAGAAAAGGAGUGAAUUUUGUGCUCAUCUGUAGGAGCUGAACUGGGAAGCAAAUAGGACUAUGUGACACCAUUCUCCCAGUGCAGUUCAUGUUUCCCUCUUAUACUGGAAUUGAGCCAAUAUCUGCAGCUGUCACAAAGCUCAGUAACUCUAUAUGUUCCCAACCUAUAUAUUGCAGAGAACACUCUUCCACCUUGUAAACCCAGUCCCAUAAUCUGAACACAGUCUGAUAGCGUGUUCUGCUCUUUCAGCCUAGGUAUGUGUGCUUAAGAGGGUAAUAUCAGUUACCAAUAUUUUGGGUUGCCAUAUUUCAAAAAGUAAAAAACAGGACAUCCUGAAAGUUGCUGAACUUUCUUUUAGGUAAACACCGAGAUUGUUGAGCUUUGUUUAGGAAACCCCCAAAGUUGUUGAGAUUUUUUUUAGACAAAACCCAAAGUUGUUGAGAUUUUCUUGCAAGAAUGCCAAAAAAACGUAUUUUUUUGUUUGACUUGGAAAUUCCUCCAGGACGUCAAUUCUGCCUUUGAAAUCCUGGUAAUGUCUGGGACAUAUGCCAGCCCUACCAAUAUUAUGCUUUCUGAUAACAGGCUCAUAGCUGUCAAGUGUCCCUCAUUUGAAGGGACAGUCCCUUAUUCCAGUGCCAUGUCCCGUUGCUGUCCCUUAUUGAUGGAUGUCUCUUAAAUGUCCCUUAAAUGAUGUCCCUUAAAUUUCAAAGGAAGCAGCUCCUCUCCCUCCCUCCCUGCCGGCCAGGGAGGAGGGAGGCUCCAACUGUGUUGCUUGGCUGUGUUGCUCACCCAAUAAGAAGUCUAAGAACGACUGGGGGGUGGAGCUUGCAUGCCUUGUGUGUGGCUAGUUAAUGCAAGCUGAGGGGGUUUUGAAUGCUGGACGCCAUUUUGUUGCACGUGCUGCUGCAAACUUUGCAGUGCAAAGCCAGGCCGGGGAGCCAUCUUAAGUUGAGGCUGCAUAGGCCUUGUGGUGCAUGUGAUUCAGAUUCUAUUCAGUUGAACCUCUGGUUACAAAGUUGGUUGGACAGUGUUCUCAGAGCUACCAGCAUGAGUUUGACUAGACUGCAGGAGGACAGGAAGACUGGAGUGCCUGGAAUAGGUGAGGCUGCAGGUCCCUUAUUUUGGCUGCUGGUCCCUUAUUUUCAAGGCUGCUGGUCCCUUAUUUUCAAAUCUGUAAGUUGACAGCUAUGCAGGCUUUGCAUGCAGAACACAUUCCCGUAGACCAGGGGCGGCUUAUCUUUGAUCCUCCAGGUGUUGCUGGACUACAAUUCCCAUCAAACCUAGCCAACAUGGCCAGUGGUCAGAGAUAAUGGGAGUUGUAGUUCAACAGCUAAAGGACCAUAUCUUAGUGUGAACCCCUCUGCCUCUACCACUGCCAUGUGACACCCUCCAGGAAUAGUAUAUGACAAAUUCCUUCUUCUUGCAUCAGUUACCACUUUUCAGUGGCUGAAUACAGUUUCCAGUCCUUCAUCUCAGCUCUCAAACAGCUCUUCCUUCUGCAGUGUUUGAUUCAAUUGCCCAUGGGCCAGAGAAGAAGUGGGGACUGAACAUAGAUCCACACUGCGGAUUAAUCUUCCCCCUCCCUCUUCAGUUUAACAAUUUGUGUAUGUUGCUUAGGUGUGCCUAACAUAUCGCAGGAGCAGCUACCCAGCAGGCUUUCCUGCCUAUAAUAAAGGGAACUCGCCCUCGACUCAUUGCUUUGGUCUCCUGUGUGCGACUUUUUUUCUUCUAUGCCAAAUCUGAUACCAGUCCUACUCAGAGUAGACCCACUGAAAUUAAUGGGCAUGGUCUAUUAAUUUCAAUGAGCCUACGCUGAGGAGAACCUAGUCAGAUGCCGUCCUCUGUAAUUAUAAAUACAUCACAAUGGUUAUGUGAUGUGUUUUAAAAUAUUUAUUAUAUUGGGACAGUAGCCGCUAAAGAAGUAGAAAUAAGAAUAUAAAGGAUGUAGGGACUGUAUUCAGAUAUCUUUAUUCUCUCCUUCCUUUUUAUUUAUUUUCACUGAAGACUUUGUGUUCAUUACUGGAUUGUCUCCUGACCCCGGAGAAUGCUCCCCCAGACUCUCCUCGUGAACUCUAUGAAGUAUAUUUUGCCUUUGCAAGUAUAUGGGCCUUCGGUGGUGCUUUGUUCCAAGAUCAGGUGAGUGGCUGGUUUUGAGGGAAGAUAACAGUAUUUUGGUAUUCUCUUCAAGUUUGACAGCAACCAUUCCUGCAUCACACGGGGUUGGGCUACAAGACCCAUGAGGUCUUGUGCAACUCAACAAUUCUAUGAUUCUAUCUUCCAAUCAAUGGCGUGCGGUGAAUUUUUUUGUAGGGGAACAGGGCCAGAGGCACCAGCUUGCAAGAGUGAUGGGGAAGGCGACAUCACAUGUGUGACCUCACAGCAUCCCAACAUCACGUGCAUGAGCACUGUUUCUCCCUCCCUAAACCAGGCAGAAGUUUCCUGGGCUUUGGGAAGCAGGCGCCAGGCUUUAAUACUUUAAUACUCUAAUUUACCAGGAACGUUUAGGAGACUAGCCUAGUCCCUGUAGUCCACUGACUGCACCCCACUGCUUCCAAUAUAUUUUCAAUAAGAAAUGAGACAGGAAAAAUAAGCCAGUAAUAUUUGUAUCAUUAACUGCAAAAUUAUGGCCGUGAGUGUGUGUGUUUUUUAUACAGUCGUACCUCAGAAGUAGAACGCCUUGCGAGUCAAAAGUUUUGGCUCGCGAACGCCGCAAACCCGGAAGUGAGUGUUCCGGUUUGUGGACAUUCUUCAGAACCCGAAUGUCCGACGCGGCUUCCGAUUGGUUGCAGGAGCUUCCUGCAGCCAAUUAGAAGUCGCACCUUGGUUUCCGAAUGUUUUGGAAGUCGAAUGGACCUCCGGAACAGAUUCCGUUCGACUUCCGAGGUAUGACUGUAUUUACAUAAAGAUCCAGAAGAUCUCACCUUGGCCUAGUUGCUGAACAACUGUGAUGUUCUCCACUUCUACCGUCUGUCACCCCAAAGUGAUACAUCCAAGAUGCCCACCUUCAAAUGUGCAUUUUAGCAAUUAUUCUAGAAAAUUAAUAUGCAUUCACACAUGAUUCUGGACACACCACUCCUUUGUGUACUAUAGGGGUCAGAAAUCAGAAUACACUGUCCAUGCCAACAGAUAAGGCCUGGACAUAUUUUUAUGUAGCACAGCUGUUCUGCCUUGUUGCUAGUUAUUCAUGCCCUUUUCUUUGGGUUCGUUCUUGUGGCGAUAUGUUCUACAGUUUCCAUUUCUUACAUUUGACACUUGAUAAACAUUUUUGGCCCUGGGAAACAUAAUAUACACCAUAGGGCUUUUCUAAUCUCUAGCACCUACCAUCCCACAAGCCAACUAUCCCACUAACUCCUGCUUCUUACAAGUUCUGAAGGGAAAGUGUCAGACAAUCACAGUAAUUUUCUGCCAGCAAGAUCACAUAUCCCUUAUACAACUGAUCCAACAGGAAGGAACUUUUCUCAGCCUAAUGAUUCAUGACUGUUCUCUCUACGGGGAUAUACAGACCCAGGAAAUACUCUGAGCCUCCUGUUUCCUUUUACCACUUGCCAGGGUCUCCUACCAACAUCUAGUUAAUAUUGGCUGUGAUAGAAGACUUUUCACCCUAACAACUGAUGAAGUAAUAAUAAUAAUAAUAAUAAUAAUUUUUUAUUUAUACCCCGCCCUCCCCAGCCAAGGCCGGGCUCAGAGCGGCUUACAAGCAAUAAUAAAAAAGAAGAAGAAUGAUUACAACUUAAAAACAAAAAUAAAAUACAACAUUAAAAUAAUGGAACAUUAAAAUAUUAAAAUGUAGCCUCAUUGCAGGAGGAGAAGGAAAAGUAGCUGGCAGAUCACUACCCCUUUUGAGUGGAUUUAGGCCACUGAUUGGCUACCAAGUCUAUAUUUGUCAGAACAGUGAAAUAAGGCAAAUGUGUCUCCAGAUCCUUGUUUCCCUUCCUUUCUUUAAUAUCUCAAGACAUCUCAAGCUGCUUGGCUUGAUUUCUUUAAGAUGCAAGCUGAACCCUAUCACACCACGGAUGCAUGUAUUGUUAAGUGCCAGAACCUCACUUUACUGCAUCUUUCUGAUGUGCUAUGUAUGGCUUGGAAGAGGGCUUUGAAUGUGACAGUAUGUUAGGGUGGGCAUUCCGUAUUCUGCGAGUGAGGGACUUAGCAUGAACCAAAUGGCAUUUUUGCUUCCAGAAAAACUCUGUGGCCACUACCUUUUGUUUCUCGUGUAACUCUGUGCUCUCUGGUGUCACCCGAAAGCAUGCAGCAACAUAUGAUUAUAAAAGAAUAAAGUGCCUUGGUAUUUUCAUUGUAAGAAAAUAGACAGUCUAGGAAACCUCAGGGUUAAAAGGUUACUAUCGAAUAGUUCCUUGAGUUAUUUCCCAUAACUUAGAUCAGUGAACAUAGUUUGGGAGAAAGUCCUUCAGCUCCUGCAGUUUCUAAGCUAUGAACUUAACAUUCCCACUUGGUUUUUUCUUUUCUUUAAGCUUUCCUCUCUGUUUUAUAACGGUAAGGAACAUAAUAAGCUGUCUUUUAUUUAAACAGACCAUUGGUUCAUCUGGCUCACUCUCGUCUACGAUGCUAGGCACUGACUUUCCAGAUAGCAGUCUUUCCCAGUCCUGCCUGGAAAGGCCAGGGACUGAUCCAACGAUCUUCUACAGUACAUGCAAUGCAUGUGUUCUGCUGUUGUUCUUGGUUGUUCUAGUGCUGCUUUAAUUUUUUAAAAUAUUUCUUGAACGUCACCCAGAGAAUGGCAGCUAUUUUGGGUGCCUUCAAAACAGAACAAGCAAGCAAGCAAACCAACAAACAAACCAACAAACAAAUAAAAUGCUCAUAGUCGGGCUAGCACACCUCUCCCCGUGUUUCAUGUCUGUCUCCCCUUUGUUCUGUUUUUCAGCUAAUUGAUUAUCGCAUGGAGUUUAGUAGAUGGUGGAUCAAAGAAAUGCGAACAAUAAAAUUUCCUUCCCAAGGGACGGUUUUUGAUUACUUCAUUGACCCGGAUACGAAAAAAUUUACUUUGUGGAGUGAGAAAAUUCCAGGCACCGAAAUAGAAGCAGAUGUCCCUCUCCAGGUAGGACAAUCCACUGCAAUUAGUCAUAAGAGAAGCAGCACAUAUCUGGAUAAUUACGGCUGGAUUAGGGGGAACACAAAGUGCAUAACAAGUUGGAGUUCAAGUGUUGCUAAUUAUCAAAGCAGUGUCUCAACACAAGGAAUACUGCGCCAGUGGAAAGCGCAUUGUUAUUACGAAAAGGGUUUUGUUAAAGCAGAUUCUGUUCAUUGGGUUUCGUCUUGACGCUAUAGCUGGGAAGAAGUCCCGAAGGUUCCUAUUAGUAUAGUAAUAUUUUAUCCAUGCAGACCUGUGUCAGGGCCUGGCAGACCCAGGAGGAGGAUGAGCUCACGGGGAGCGCAGACUGGGGAGAGGACGACCCCAGGGAGGGAGCCAUCGGGCUCUGGGGCCUCCACUAUAUUGCUGGCACCUGUCUGUCUCAGGAGACAACGGGAGAAUGCACCUUCAGAUAUACAGUUCAGCCGUUGGAGAGUUACAGUGCCUACUAUGGCUGUAGAGGAUGAUAUGGGAGAGACAUGUUUUGUUGCAGCUGGGGCAGAUGAAGGCAUCUAGUCUGGCUGCUACAGGUGCACCAUGGCACUUCUUCUCCCUGCAUUCUUCCCAGCUUAGUGGGGAGGGGAGAGAGAAUUGGCCACUAGUAACCCCUUGAUUUCCCUCCCAAGUUAUUUCCACAGUGGGCUCGUCCCACCGCCCAUGCCAGCUCCUUCCAGGAAGGAGGAGGCAUGUGAGAGUGAGGCAAUCUCUGUGUGCUCAGAGUGGCAAAGCAAAUUCCCAGAGACAGUACCCCUAUCCCUUCCAUCAAGAAGGAGUGAGAAACUCAGGCAGAAGAGGGGGAAAGCAACCAGUAGGGAGUGGACGCCUGAGUGAACCUCUCUUCAAUAUUUAGGGGGGAGACAGAGGACUGCAAGAGGUCAAUUCAACUUUCCUAAAGCCAGGGUACAGCUUAGCAGUCAAUGACCUCAAGAAGCCAGUGAGGCUGGUAAUUCCACAGAGGUGUUUUGUUUGAACGGUGCUAGCUGCAGUGUUGCUUUGGUGUGAGCAGAGGCAGUUCCUUGCCCCCUGUGCUGAAGUUCUAGCUCCUGCUCAUCCCUAUGAAUUCUGUUGACACUUUUUCCGCUGCCCUUCAACUUUCUCCAUGUGCAAGAGAACGGGAAAAACAUACUUUUGUCAUUACAAAUAAUAAUAACAAUUAUUAUUAUUAUUAUUAUUAUUAUUAUUAUUAUUAUUUAUACCCCGCCCUCCCCAGCCAAGGCCGGGCUCAGAGCGGCUUACAAGCAAUAAAAAACCAAGUAGAAUGAAUUACAACUUAAAAACAAAAUUAAAAUACAACAUUAAAAUUUUGAAACAUUAAAAUAUUAAAAUGUAGCCUCAUCGCAGGAGGAGAAGGAAAGGAAAAAAGAAAGAAAGGGAGGGAAUCAAGUUGGCUCCAAGCCAAAGGCCAGGCGGAACAACUCUGUCUUACAGGCCCUGCAGAAAGAAAUCAGAUCCUGCAGGGCCCUGGUCUCAUGAGGCAGAGCGUUCCACCAGGCCAGAGCCAGUGUUGAAAAGGCCCUGGCUCUGGUUGAAGCUAAUCUAACUUCCUUAGGGUCCGGCACCACUAGGGUGUUGCUAUUUAUGGACCUUGAGGCUCUCCGUGGGGCAUACUGGGAGAAGCGGUCCCGUAGGUACGAGGGUCCUAGGCCGUGAAGGGCUUUAAAGGUCAAAACCAACACCUUAAAUCUGACCCUGUACUCCACCGGGAGCCAGUGCAGCUGGAAAAGCACUGGGUGAAUAUGCUCCCAUGGCAGAGACCCCAUGAGGAGCCUCGCUGCAGCAUUCUGCACCCGCUGGAGAUAGCUCAGAAUGCUAACCUCAGUUGCCUGGGAGUAAGCCCAAAUGAAUGCGGGCGGCAUACACACCAUGCAUUUAAAGCCCAUGACUCCCCCCGCCCCCAGAAUCCUGGGAAUUGUAGUUUGUUGAGGGUGCUGGGAAUUGUAGUUCUGUGAGGGGCAAACUGCACUGCCCAAAAUUUUCUUAGGAGAAGCCAAAAGCUUUAAAUUGUGUAGAAAUGUUCCUGAAGGCCUGCAAACACCAUUGUAAUAAUAAUAAUAAUAAUAAUAAUAAUAAUAAUAAUAUUUAUUCCCCCCCCCAUCUGGCUGCGUUUCCCCAGCCACUCUGGGCGGCUUGCAGAAUAUAUAAAUCAUAAUAAAGCAUCAAACAUUAAAAACUUCCAGAUACAGGGCUGUCUUCAGAUGUCUUCUAAAAGUUGUAUAGUUCUUUAUCUCCUUGACAUCGGAAGGGAAGGAGUUCCACAGGGGGUGGGACGCCACUGCCGAGAAGGCCAUCUGCCUGGAAGUCAAUAUAACCCCAAAAUUAAUUGGUAGUUGUUGCAAGAAUGAACUCAUAUAUGUUUAUAUUCACUUGCUUUGAUAUAUGCUAAUUGGCUCACUUUGAUGAUGUGCUUAUCUGUGAACCCUGGGAUGCUGGGUUUUUGGCACAGAAAGGGGAGCUAUCUGCAAACUUUGGAUAGCUGUCACCUAUUAUCUCACCGGUCAGGUGAAUUGAUGGGAAGGUCUGGCCAAACUGACGUAUGCUGCUUUGUGUAUUAAAAAUGUAUAAAUGUUUGCUUGGGUGUGGACAAGUCAUGAUGACAUCUCACUGUUCGUUCUGCAUCUGCAAAGGCAGUGGGGCUCCUUAGCUUGUGCUGCAAGUACAGUUUUUCUUAUAAUAAAGCACCCUGGUGUAUUUGACAUUAUUCUUGGGUAUCUCUGCACCAAACCACUCCCAUGAGCCUACCUUUGGGCCAGUGGAUCAGGACAGUAAUGCAGCCUCAGUAGGAUUUAUUACUUGAGUAGACAUGAUUAGGAUUGUAAACAGUGAGGAGCAGAUGGAUGACUUUGAAGAAACCAUUGCUCUCCCUCACCUGUUCAUUCACAGAGCAGUCUAUCUGCAUUUCUCUUUUUAUUGUUUGUUGUAAAAAAAAAAAUCCAUUUCUUUUACACCACUGUCUUCUUGAAAAGAAAGCAGAACAGCUUACAACAGCAAAAUCAAAUCAUAUUACAACAUUAAAUUUGUAGCUGCAUCGAAAGCAGCAAUAUAAACACAAUAUAAGCAGGAAUAGCAGCGUAAAAGAGGAGAGUAAACAGCUCUCCCCCUGCCUGCCUGCCUGCCUGCCUGCCUCUCUCUCUCUCUCUCUCUCUCUCUCUCUCACACACACACACACACACACACACACACACACACCAGAGGGGAGAAAAUAGAACAGACAAAAGAGGACAUGCUCCCAUGCCCUUCCCAAAUCUGCUCAGGAAGGUCAGGAGAACCCCAAGGUUCAUCUGAUAAUCCCGGUCUUCUUGACCUCUAAGCUCUGUGUGGCAGAUGCAGAUGCCUUUGGGUUCUCUAUUUUGAUUUCACAUUUCAGAACACAAGAAACCCACAAUGUAGACUAGUGGCACCAACUUGAAUAAAAUAUUGCGGAGGGGGCCAGGUAAGCCCUGCUCCACAUAAUCGAUCACAAGACACCAUUUGAAUGACAAUGCCUAUCAACUUUUGGGAGCCCAAGCCCCCUCAAAUAUUUUAUUGGGGGAGUGCAUGAAGGGACAUUGGCCCCUAGGAGUUGACUCCUAUGACAGACAUACAGUGGUACCUUGGGUUACAGACGCUUCAGGUUACAGAUGCUUCAGGUUACAGACUCCACUAACCCAGAAAUAGUACCUCAGGUUAAGAACUUUGCUUCAGGAUGAUAACAGAUAUUGUGCAGCGGCAGCGCAGUGGCAGCAGGAGGCCUCAUUAGCUAAAGUAGUACCUCAGGUUAAGAACAGUUUCAGGUUAAGAACAGACCUCCAGAACGAAUUAAGUUCUUAACCUGAGGUACCACUGUAUAUUUAAAACAACAGAUUGGCCAAGACUUUGGAGGAUUAUAUAUACCAAAAUUGGAAACCACCAUAAUGAAUGUGGUUCUGAUGCUUUUCAAUUGGCAAGCGAAAAAGGGGGGAACAAAAUGAAACCCUCUUGUCCCCUUUCCUCCUCUCUGUUCCUUAGUGAAUGCCAUCUUGCCAAAUGAACUAUUUAGAUCAGGGUGGGGAAACUGUGGUCCUCCAGUUGUGGUUGGACUCCAACUCCCAUCAACCACAGUCAGUGUAGCUAAUGGACAUGGAUGAUGGAAGUACUCUGGCAGCAGCUGAAAGGUCACAGCCUCCCUACACAUUACAGAAAACCUCUUUCUCCUAAACAGCUGCCAACUGAUUGAAACUAGGGGUAUUAGGCAAGGACAGAAUUUGCUUCCUGGUGGUUGUGGUGGGGUUUUGCUCCUAGUGAAGACAGCCAGUGGUCAACCCUCCCUCCUACCCAGAGUAUCUUCUUAUCUGAAUUAGUUGCCGUGCAUUUUUAUAAUUUGGCUCAAAGAAAAACGCUCAAGGUUGACGUGGCCUGGGAUUGACAGAACGAUGGUUCUUGGGAAUCCCUGUUGUCCAUUUAAAUUUUAAUGUUUCUAUCAUUUGUUCCUCUGUGCAAAUUAACGGCCAUGGCAGUGUGUUGGGUUUCUUUUCUGAAGUCAGGACUUUAAAUUUAAUUCAAUCGCCUAGAUUUACAGCUAUUCUAUAUUUCACAAGGCAGAAUCAAUAAUGUGACUGAAGUGAAGAAGAUAAAAAUUUAUGGUAUCUUGCAAUUUAAUGGUUGAAAAGAUGCAAUUGGAGAGAUCAUAAAUUGUGAAGGAGUUUAUGCUUCAUUGCUCCUGAUUCAGUGCUUGCUGUUAGGACUUGAUUUGUGACUAUUCACAAGGUGUGAUUAAUGGUGUGAUCGAUGCUUGCUUCAGUGCAGUAAAGCAGUUGUAAUGCUCUUCAUUAGAAUAAAUAAAAUAAAUUGACUGAAGCUUUAUAAAAACUGUGUAACAUUUAAAAUCUAAAAUGUCAUUUUUUUCCCUGUUACAAUUUAGGUUUCUUCAAGGCAUUUUCCACUUACAACACAUUAUUCAUUGUCAUUCUUCUCCCCCCCCCUUCCCCUCUUGGAUAUUAUAGAAAUCCGUGUGGGUUUGGGUUAGCUUUAUGCAAAGCUCACUGAAGAGGAAAAAAAAAAGAAAAGGAAGGGUAGGAUGGAACUGACUGGAGUCUAGGAAAUUGUGGUGGCUAUGUUUUGCCAUCUUCCCAAGGUGUGUUCUGUUCUCCAAACAUUUGAAAGCUGUGAAUAACUGCGGCAGGAAACGUCCUAUCGUACGGAUGAUUCUGAAAAAAAAAG